Molecule: messenger RNA, 53797 nt
Organism: Pelobates cultripes (western spadefoot toad)
Lineage: Eukaryota; Metazoa; Chordata; Amphibia; Anura; Pelobatidae
Source: the annotation of a GenBank genome assembly
AUGAUGGGGCAGCCGGUAAGUACCCCCAGUGUCCCCUCUACAGCUAUACCUGCUGCACCAUUUGGGACCCUGUGACUGCUAUAAGGCAGCCUGGCAGAGCAUGAAAAGUGCUGCCUGCAGGAGGUAGAGUUCAUAUAGGCAGGAGGGAAGGCAAUGUACACAGCGAGCCAUUGCAAUAGCUGUCUGCUUCACCAACAUGCAGUAUGUGAAUGCUACUUGGUGGAGGGCAGCACUUUACCUGUACUGCACAAUGGCACGAUGGCAUGAUGGUUCUGCCAGUCCUGCCAUCCCAUGUAGUGUUGCACUUUAUACCAGUGUAAUCUCAGUGCUAGCAUUGUAGCUAAUGGCUGGCCAAGCUUUGUGGGAAAUGUGGACUAGAGGGACGAGUUGGGGUUUAUGUGUAGUGUGUUUACAUAAACUUAAAAAAAAAAAAAAAGUGUGUGUGUAUGUAUGUAUGUAUGUAUAUGUGUAUAUAUAUAUAUAUAUAUAUAUAAAAUCUCUUUGCAAUUUCGAAUUUUUAUUUCCUCUGUGAACACCUUUUUUGAAUACAUUUUUAGGUUUAGCAAAAUCUUGAAUUGUUGAGUAUUGACAUGCUCACAGCAACUAAUCUGUUUUUUUUUUUUUUGUUGUUUUGUUUUUACAUUGGAAGUUGUCUUGUUCUCAUUAUAAAAUUUGGUGCAGUGUUAAAAGUGUACCAUAACCACUACAACUCACUGUAGAUAGGAGUUCCCUAGCACUUUCCCAGGGUAGUUUGACAAGUUACCUGUGAUACACCCCAGAAGUUACUGCACUAGCAAUGAGAUGCCUAUCUAGCACAGUUCUAUAACAUUUGGAAUUAUUUAUUUUAUUACAGGAUGAUCCUUCUCUGGAAAGGCAUUUUAAAGGACACAGAGACACCAUCACCAGUGUGGAUUUUAAUCCCAACAUGAAACAAGUUGGUAAGCCACUUCUUCAUUUCAAAAAAUAAAUGUUUUCUUUGGGUGUAUAUGAAAAAAAAUCAAUCAACAAUCAUAGGCUUCACAUAUAGCAGCCUCUGUCCUGGAGUCUCAUGCGCUCGUAGCUUUCUUAUGCUUCUCAAUGAGCUUUAAAGCGGCACUGUCAUGGCCAAAUCAAUUUAUUUUUAUUUUUUUAAAACCCCACUUCUGACUGCAAUACACUGUAUUGUGCACAUUGUUACCCCCAAAUACCCCCGAUGUUAACUUUUUUUUAUAACUUUAUUUUAUGCCCGGACCUAGGUCCUGGGCACCGCCAUCUUUGUAUGGGCAGAUGAAGGCACUAUGAAAUUCCGGCGCAUGCCCAGUUAAACACUGGGGCAUUUGGACGGGAAUUUUGUCCAUUCAUUCAUUCGUCAGAAAUAUGAAUGAAUAGAAAGUUCAAACGGAUGAACAAACACCUCUUUGUUUGUUCGUUUAGUUUAUUACAAGGAGGGAGCUACUGGCUCAUAGCUCCCUCCUUGUAAUAUGUUAAACUAGAAGCGUCAGGAUGCGAUGGAAUAAUGGAUUUUUAUUUGGCCUUUUUUGGGGCUGUAAAAAAAGGUUUAAGUAUGAAUAUUUUUUUUUUUGCCGUCCCCUCCCCCCAACUAUUUUUAGGGUGAGUGGGUAAGUAGGGUUUAAUUUUAUUGGGGUGGGGGUGACUAGGGGCUUUGGGACCUCUAGUCACCUGUGGGGGGGUGAUUUAUUUACAUUUAGCCCCCACACGUUGCCGGAGGGGACAAUAGGUCCCCCCUCAUUUUGUUACUUAGGACCGCUACUCACGGGUAGAGGCAGAGGGAAGACAAUAGGUACCCCCUUUUGUUACUUGGGGCCCCCACCCGCCGCUCAUGGUGGGGAGACAAUAGGUCCGGUCCCCCCCACCCGCCCCUCAUGGGACAAUGGGUGUCUCCCCCCAUUGUUCCUUUUGGCUCCAACCUGCCGCUCAUAGGAGUUAGGUUCUUCUUCUUUUUUUUAAAUUUUUUUUUUAAAUCUUUAUAACAGUGAGUAGGGGCAGAAGGGAGAUUGUAAAGCAACUUUUUGCUAAUACUAAGUAAUCUUUACUUAGUAUUAGUAAGUUUGGCAGAAAGACCAAUUUAGGUCUUUUAGUAGAUAGCUCCCUAAUUCCCACGGUAUCAGGGAGCUAUCUACUCGCGGCAUGAAUAGGAUCGGCAUUUUAUUCAUUCAAAUGAAAUUUUGUUCCGAACAGAAGUUACCGAAUUGCAUUCUAACACGAAUGGAGAAACUGUUCUUAUUGUGUUAAGACGAAAUUCGGUAGUUUAGCCGGCAUCCUGUCUAAAUGACAGGUUGUUCGGGAAUAGUGAAAGGAGACAUCACAAGAUCACGGCGGAAAGGAUGAAUAUUGGGGGGGAAUUUCUCUGACUCACUUGAGCUGGUCAAGCGAAGGAAAAAUACAUCAGAAAAGUAGGAAUUAGCAAAGUAGUCCCUACUUUGUCUUAUGUUUUAAAGAAAACUAGAUUAGUUAGGAAGAAAAGAACAGAUCCUGAGAGAGAGAGAAGAGGAAGUGAUUGGUGAAAGGUGAGUUCGGCAUGACAGUGCCACUUUAAUGAAAAGGGGGAGAGGAAGGUGCAUACUAACACAGUGCGGCUGUCGUUUACGUUAGCUCUGUUAAGCUAAAAGAAGGGGAAGAAAGUCUCCCUGAUUAUCUGAGUGAUGACCAAAGAGGUGUUUCUGCCCCCAAUUAUAAAAGUGCUGAUGGUUAGUGAAAUCAGCACUUUUAUAAACUGUCAGAACUAUGACUGACUCCAUGUACAGCAAGAUGAAGUGCAUUAUAUGUUUGGAAUGUCCCUCUAGCAGUCCUGAUGUCAUUGUUACUCUGUAAUCGACUAAAUAUGUGAACGGCAGAGUCUGUUUCAGGAGUUGUACUCAUAAUCCACGUAUUGGGAAAGCCACCAGCAAAAUAAUAAAUUAUAUACUUACUCGAGGAUAAUCAGUGCUUCUGCAAGAUGGCUUACAUAAGUAACUUCCUUGAUAGCCAGACCCUAACUUAGAUUGGUUUUCACAUGGAAUUUUCUUUUUAGUGAUCUAAAAAAAAAAUGCCCUGUAUUUUAUUAAGGCUAUGCAACACAUCUAAUUAGAAAUAAAAUUAUAGAAAAGAUCUUGAUAAAAGUCUAAUUUGGGGUGAAACGUAAAUCUCACUUUGAAUAAAGCAGCACACUUGGAAAAACAAGACCUGGGAGUGCUCUCUUUAUUUUCUUAUAAAUAUUAUGAAAAUAAUUUAAAAUGUUAAUGAUGCUUUUGUUAACACCGUGCAAGUGGAAACACAGAUCCAUCCCAGACCUGUAAGAAGCAUCUUAUUGUGGUGUAUUUAGUUUUUUUUUCAUCCUUUAAACUUAUUUUUAGCAGCAAUAUUCUCAACCCGUGAUCUCUCAGCCACUUAUCUGGUGAGGUAGCUUUGUUCAUAUGCCCAGCGUGCACACUCUGCACACAAACAUUACAUAGAUCUUUGGUGAAGGAGGAAGUAAAAUGUCUCCUGUGAUGUCACUGAUCCAGGGGCUAAUCUACAGCUGCAGGAACUGUGACAAAUUGUUAUGGAUGACUGGUUAACUUUAAAGUGACACUCCAGAGCACUAAAACAAUUGUUUGCAGAAGUGGUCUGUGUGAAUAGUGUGUCCUAUUUUUAACUUUACAAAUGUGCAGACUUCACUACAACGUGUCACUUUUAUAAAUAAACGUUGUUACAACCACCGGCUGUCAGUCUGGCAACCAAUUCUUCUACUUCCUGGUUUGUUUAGCUUAAUUGUGCAGAGUACCUGCCUUGUAAAGACUUCUCAUUGAGCUGCAUUGCAAAGUCUGUGAUUGGCCAGCCACAGAAAUUCUGGGCUGGUUUAGAAGGGGAGGAUUUGCAAAAGCUUAAUACAAGAGAUCUGCAGCUUUUGUAAGCAGUUUUUAGAUUAACUUCUAAUGAAAAUGCAUAAUUGCAUGCAUUGGUUUCAUUGGGGGCAUAUUUACUAAAGAGGGGUUUUUGGGGUUUUUUUUUUUUUUAGUUUGGGCAAUAGAGGUUCCUUUUUGACUACUUAAAACAAUUGUUUGUCCUGAUUUACAGUUCAGAUACAUUUUAUUUUUUUUAUUUUCUUCUUUUACAGCAAGUGGUUCAAUGGACUCCUGUUUGAUGAUCUGGAAUAUGAAACCGCAAAUGCGAGCAUACCGCUUUGUAGGGCAUAAAGACGCCAUUUUGUCAGUUGAGUUUUCGCCUUCAGGGCACCUCAUUGCAUCUGCUUCCAGAGAUAAAACUGUUCGUUUAUGGGUACCUAGUGUGUAAGUAAAAUAUUUAAAUUAAGCAAAUUCAACAAUAGCCAGUUGUUUGUUUUCUGUUCAUACCCUUAAAAGGACUUGGGAAUUUUAAGGGCCUAUUUAAAGAUCUUCUGUAAUGGAAGUGAAUAUUAAGUGAUACUUUGGUUAGUUUAUGGCCACAUAAUAGGGAACCAUCAUGGGAACAAGUUGUAGUGUCUUCAUGCACUAUGGCAUACAUAUUUGUGGAGAAAGAAGUUAAACUUCAAGUAUUUAGUUCAUUUAAUCUAUGCACUUUCUAGUUAUGUUGAUAGCAUAAUGUAUAAAUUAUAUUUUCCUGAAGUUUUUCUUCAUGUUCACGUUAAGGGAAACCUUUUCUCUCAUAAAAAUGUCAAGGUAUUGCAGAAUAUCUAAUGCAUAUUAAAUCAGACUUCUACUAAAUAUCACCAACAAUUUAUGUGAUUAUAUUUUCUAUAUAUGUUUUUAAUUUAUUUUAAUUUUUUUACACUUUUCCUCUAUCUAUCUAGAAAAGGAGAAUCCACUACAUUCAAAGCUCACACAGGAACUGUUCGCAGUGUUAGUUUCUCAGGGGAUGGACAAUCUUUGGUCACUGCUUCUGAUGACAAAACUGUGAAGGUGUGGACAGUCCACAGACAAAAAUUCUUAUUCUCACUGAAUCAGCACAUAAACUGGGUGCGCUGUGCAAGGUAUGUGUGGUUAUUUGUUUACGGUCUGACCUCAAAUAGGUUUGAAUCGAAAUUGUUUCAUUAUUGAGUAAAUGUCUUCAAAACAAGUUUGUUGAAUUGUUAAAAAAGAGAUCCUGGCUGGAUUGCUUUAACCUCCCCCCUUACUACUUUUUCUUUCUAAUGCACUGUAGAGAAAACCUGGUUUAAAAAAAUAAAAAUAAAUAAAGUUUAUAGCAUAUGUGGUUCGGCACUUGUAUGAAGAGAAGUGACAAUUCCUUGUUACUUCAUUUUAGUAAUCACCAUUACUGUGUUUACUGGUGUGAAUAGAGUAGCAGAGGUAAGCUUAAACCAAAAAAAACUGCGCUCUGCUACACAUGAUGCUAUAGCAUGCACAUAAGCACUCUGAAUACUCUCUUACUGUGUUGUACUUUUGCAUUCCUUAUACGUACAGCACUGCAAGACCUAAUUAUUUACAUGCUUUGCCUGGCCUUGGUAAUUUAAAAAAAAAAAAAACUUUUAGUACACACAAUAUCUAUUUCUUUCUUUUUUUUUUUUUUUCUCCCAAUUUUAUUGUGCUGAAAGUGAAGAAAUGACAGUUCCUCUUUAAUAUGAAAAGCUAGUAAAGCAAUGAUUAAGAAUCACACAAUGUGAGUAAUGUCUGAGUGCCAAUUCAUUUUAAGCAGCAAGUAUUUGUGAGCCCACAAUUUGUGUGCAAUUUGAAAACCAUAUUUAAAAAAAAGCAUUGCUUUCUAGGUGCUUGCCCCCUUGCUAGCAAGGAGGUAGUAUUGCAUUUUGUCUGUCCAUCUCUGCACACGAGUGAAUGACUGAGGGUGCUGGACCAGCUCACCCUUUCUGAUCCCAGCUUUUCUCCACAAAGUUGGAUGGGAUAAUGUGAUUCACUUUUGUGUUCAUUAAGAGCUUGUGCUGCUAGUGAAAAUGCACUGGUUUCUGUGAAAGCACUCACACAGUUGGAUAGACAUUUGAGGACUGAACAAAGAAAGUUACCUGCGCUCUUUCCACAUCCCUAUGUAUUUUUAAACAAAUGGAGGUUUUUAGUUACCUCCAAUGGCCAUGAGAGGGUAUGCCCACCUGCCACAUCAAGGCAGACCUCUUAGGUGGGUCCUAACGCUAACCAUUUGCCUUGCUUCCUUGAGCUUCUGACAAAAAUAUCUCUGAGACAGAAAGGGGUAUUUUUUUAUAUACAUCCCUACAUGCUUAUUAACCCUUAAUAGGGAACACAUGGGAUGGGCAGCAGCAUUGCAACAUAGCUGUGUGAUACAAAAGUGAAUACAAAUACAAAGAAACUAGUCCUGCACUCAAACUCCCAUUACUCCUGGGCGGCAGCAACGACCAUAGUACACAUCAGCCAAAAUACAUAUAGUAAAAACCAAAAAAAAAAAAGUUACCUGCACUCUUUCCACAUCUCUAUGUAUUUUUAAACAAAUGGAGGUUUUUAGUUACCCUCUCAUGGCCAUUGGAGGUAACUAAAAACCUCAAUUUGUUUAAAAAUACAUAAGGAUGUGGAAAGAGCGCAGGUAACUUUUUAUUUAUUUAUUUUUUACGAUUUUUUAUUUUUUUGGCUGAUGUGUCAUUGCUGCCGCCCAGGAGUUUGAGCGCAGGACUAGUUUCUUUGUAUUUGAGGAAUGAUGUCAACAGACUCUUUGCACCUUAAUCACUAUAAUGAUAUGUAGUGGUUGUGGUGCUCAUUGUCCUUCUAAAGGGACACUUUAGUCACCAGAACAACUACAGCUUAAUGAAUUUGUUCCGGUGUCUACAGUCUGUCCCUGCUAUGCUUUUCAAUGGAAAUGCUGCCUUUACACAAUUCAGUUAUGUUUCCAACUAUUUUGAUCCCAAAUUUGCCAUUUCCUUUUAGUGAAAACCUUCAAAAAGCGUUUUACCACAAAGGAUGUAUUGAGAUUCCAACUGUACUGUUAUGUAGUUGUUUCUGCUACAAUAUUGGUUCUCCUUUUAUCGACCUCCGCAGGAUGAAAGGUGAUAAUUACUGGUGCACUCAUUUCUGCGUAUUUCCUAAAUAAUUACAGCUGAAUAUUUUGUUUUUAGCAGAUGCUUUUCAGCCCUAAUUAUAUCCUUCCAAAGACAUGGUUCCUGAAAGCUACACUUGUAAGUGCAGCUGUUGAAAAGAUAGGAAUUAACAGUGUAGGAAUUUUUGAGACUCUACAAUUAAUUUAGCAUUUUGUUUGGUUGAAAUUAAAAACACAACUUGUACAAUUUGCAAAAGUGUAAAAAAAAAAAAAAAAGGUCAUUGUCUGAACAUGUGAAAUGGCAAGUUUUUAAAUAUUAUGCGUCAUGUGAACGACAUUGAAUUUGGCCCUGUUAGAGUAGAGCACAGUGUUAUGACUGCACCUUUAACCUGUGUCACCUUUAUUCUAACACAAUCGCUACCAACUUCUGUCGUCAUUGCAGUAACAAGUACAGCCGUGUUUCUUAUUCUGUUUUGAUGAAUUAUCUUAAUAUAAAAUAGCAUAAAUUACCUGUCAAUUAAGUCAUAAAAUACCUUUUGGAUCAUUCAAGUUGAAAUAGCACAUUCUGACAAAAGCUCUAUUAUGGUGCUAAUAUUCAGUCGGUCAUAACUUUACAUGAAGUCAAACCGUUAGUUUGCAUCCGUGAGUAUAAUUUUAUCGUACAAUAAAACCUAGGAGGGUGUGUUAAGUUUGCAUCAUUUUUGGCGAUAUUAUUUUGUUUUUAUGUUUAUACUUUAAAUAAUAUAUAUUGACCAUUGUUUUUGUGGAUAGGUUUUCACCUGAUGGAAGGCUUAUAGUGUCUGCUAGUGAUGACAAGACAAUCAAACUGUGGGACAAAACAAGCAGAGAAUGCAUACAUUCAUUCUGUGAGCACGGUGGGUAAGUAAAGAUUUAUUUAUUUUUGUUUUAUUUGGUGGAAUGGAUAUUUUUUUUCUUCUUACGAUGAGAUAAAAGGGUUAUUCAUCCAAAGGGAAAAAAACAUUUGUAGUGUACAAUUUAAACAAAUGUAAAAAAUACACACACAUUCUCACAUUCUAUACAGAUUAAAACACAAUUACUAAACAUUGCAAUACCUUCAAAGCCCACAAAAUAUAAAUGGGUUUUGCCAGGAAAACAUAAUGGGGAUUUAGUUAGUGUAUGAUUAUACACUGUACCCUAUUUUUUGCAAAACCUACUCUAAUAAUUUAGUGCAUGUUCUUAUGAUUACUUCGGAAAUGUAUUCUCCUGAGGUUCCCUGCAGUGCAAUGUUUAGUAGGGUCUUGGAGUUGGGCCUUUUUAUGCCUCCCCACUUCCUUUCUGAUGACUACUUUUAUAUUUUUUUUUUGCACCUCAAAUGUACAGAUAUCACUAUAUUUUUAUAUCACCAGUCAUAUUCCUUAAGCUUCCAGAGCUAUCAAAUAUCUAUUAAAACUAAAUUAUUUCUAAUACAUGUCUUGACACCGGUUACAAUGCCCUUUUAUCUGUUUGUGAAUAUUUCUGUGCACAGUGAGUAUCAUCAUUUUAGAUUGUAAAAUUCUUUUGGAAAGGGAUCUCCUGCUCGUUUGGAGUCAGUGUUUUAAUUAUGUGCAGAUUGUGCCUCUGCAUGGUCUCUUGUCUCGUUUAAUAAAUGUAGGUUGGAUAGAACUGCUGGAUAUAUUGACACUGUGAUAUAUUUAUAUAAGUUAUAUUCUAUCUUGGCGCUUGUGUUUUUUAGGUUUGUUAAUUAUGCCGACUUUCAUCCGAGUGGCACUUGCAUAGCUGCUGCAGCAACAGACAAUACUGUGAAAGUGUGGGAUAUCCGUAUGAACAAGCUGAUCCAGCACUACCAAGGUAAGUUCUCUUCAGUAAGGUUGACUUAAAAUGUACCCCUUUGAAUCUUACUUGUAGGAUUAACUGGACGUUUCUCUACAAAUUUCUGAAAAUGUUUACCUGAUUGAUAACGGUAAAUGGUAACCAUUUUGUGUUCUAUGCAUAGCCAUUUCCGUUUAUGCUGCUAGCUGUUUGAUGAAGGCUAGUAGAUCCAGGAAGCUUCAUAAAGAGUGUAAGGGGAAACAUAGGUUUAAGUUCUGCAGAAGUGAGUGAAAAAUCAUUGUCACAAAAGGCAAUAGAUGGCAUAAGCUUUUGUGAGGUAAAAUAAUUAAAGGGCUACUUCAGGCAUUGUUACCUUACCACUUCAGUGAUGUGAUGUGCCUGGAGUCUGCGUAUGCAGCAGUUCACUGGGAAACGCGACACAUACCAAUUUUAACUCCUUUGAUGCCAGGGGUGUAACGGCAGCCUCAAAGAGAGGCCUUAUGCCAGCCAAGAACAGCAGUACAGAUAAUGUAUGUAAUUUUUUUAAUGUAUUUAUUUUGCAGUGCAUAGCGGCGUGGUAAAUGCACUUUCUUUUCAUCCGUCUGGGAAUUAUCUCCUCACAUCAUCAAAUGAUUCAACACUAAAGAUUCUUGAUUUACUGGAAGGUCGGUUACUGUAUACUCUUCAUGGCCAUCAGGUGAGGAAUAAUUUGCAUUAGAAUGCUUUUGUUUCUUUUCUUCAUGGAAAAAUGGUAACCAGUUACAGAAUUUUUCUCGAAGUCUGGAAACAUGGGAAACUGACCAAGGAAUUUCACAUCAUAGUACAGUAUAGCCUACAUGGAAAAAUUCACAAACUGUACUUUUAUUUCCUCUUCUGUCCCGUCCUGGUCAAUUGCUAACAAUUCCCAGUUUACUGAAUAACCAUGAUAGUAGGCAUAGAACUAAUUUUGGUUGUAUAAGUGGUUGCAUAUUAAGUUCUUACUUUAUUUCUUACCUGUUCCGGGAUUCCAUCAUUUCUUUCAUCUUAACCCUUUCUUUGCAAAAGGUUUGGAAAAAUCCGCUGUGAUGGUUAUGGCGACCGCAUACUCUUGGUACUGCCUCUUAGUUCUGUCAAACUGUUUUAGUUGCUUAACAUUCACUAUGGGUCCCCUGAACACCUGUGACCCAGCUCUUUGCCUUGCAUGUUGCUUUUGCUAAAGUUAAAUAUCCAUUCCAAUCAUAUUUAAAUGGCAUAUUAUGCUUAGAGCCCAAGUGUCAAAUCGGUCAGAUUUUUUCACAUAGAAGCGUGGGACGGCACCAGAGUCAUGCUAGUUCGCGUAGUUAUGGUGUCUUGAGCAUUGAGUGUAAGUAAUGUUGCUCCUUCCUACAUGUUUUGUUUGUACUGGUCUUCUGAGCGGGGUUAAUAAAAUCCAAGAUGCUAAUUAGCAUCUUGUUGCUUUCUACAGGAGAAUACUGACCUUUACUCACUGAAAUCCCUGCUGUGAAUACUAUGUAUAUGUUUAUGCUAUUAAGUGUCCUAUUUGUUUACCUGAGUUACUACCUGAUUUGGUGUGAGCUUACUGUUGACGCUAAAAAUGCAGAAAUUAUAAAAAAGGGUAACGUACACUGAUCAGCCACAACAUUAAAACCACCUGGCUAAUAUCGUGUAGGUUGGACCAAUCUGCAGCUACAAAGUCCCAAACUGUGAUAUACUGCGUGUUCUGACACCUUUCUGCCAGCAUUGAGUAUUUCAGCAAUUUGAGCUACAGUAGCUCUUCUGUGUGAUUGGGCUACACAUGCAAGCCUUCGCUCCCCAUGAGCAUCAAUGAGCCUUGGGAUCCCAAUGCCGGAUCACCGGUUGUCCUUCCUUAUACCUCUUUUGGUAGGCACUAACCACUGCAUACCAGGGAAAACACCACACGACUUGUGUUUUUUAUAGAUGCUCUUAACCAAUCUUCUAGCCAUCACUAUUUUGCCCUUGUCAAAGUCACUUGGAUCUUUUCUCCUGCCCAUUUCCUUGCUUUCAACAUAUGACAUUCAAGAACUGACUGUUCACUUGUUGCUGAAUAUAUCCUACCUCAUUGACAGGUGUCAGUGUAUAAUCAAUGUUAUUUACUUCACAUGUCAGUGGUUUUAAUGGUGUGUGUGUGUGUGUGUGUGUGUGUGUGUGUGUUUAGAUAGAUAUAUAGAUCUAUCUAUAUACUAGGAUACUAUGGUUAUGUCUUCUGAACCUUUUAUUUUGAUUGUAUUCUUUUUCCCAUCAUAUGCAGUUUACUGUUGUGUAUCCUCUCUAUAUAUGUGUGCAUGCAUAUCAGUUUACACUCUGUAGAACGCUUUUCUGUUCUCAGAGAUUUCUAGAACACAGCCUUCCUCUCCACGGAUCCAUUUUUGUGUAAUUACGCCCACACAUUGUACACUACAGAUGGUGAAAGCAUAUUGCAGGGAAGUGAGACACUAUGAAAAACAUAUGGAGAUAUGUACAGUGUACCAUGUACACUGCGAAUUAAAAAUCCAUAUUACAAAAAAGGCUGCAAAAUGCAGGCUACAUUAGCCAAGCUGUGACUAUAGUGGGAUAUAUAUAAAUGCAAAAUAAAUAAAUAAAUAUAUAUAUAUAUAAUUAUUUAUUUAUUUUUUUGCAUUUUAAUUUGCUGCUUUUUCAGAGUUUAGUGAAUAGGUCUGUAUGACUCUGAACUAUGACUUUAUUUGAAAUAUUUUUAUUUAUUUUGAAACUAGCUUUUCUUACUCUAAUUUUACUGUACCCUCAAAUUAACGUUUUUUUUCAAGCAGAUUAUUAUAACUUGGUUAAGUAAAAAUAUUGAGCUGUAUUUUAAUCUCUUGAAGAUGUAACUAGAUUUCAUCUUGGUAACCGCAUCAAAAUUUUGAAACGUGUAGAAGAAUAAAAAAUAUAGUGUGAAUAGUCAUAUAAAUCUAAAUUGGAUUUAAAAAUGUGCCAACGGUUGGUAUGUUUUCACUAUUUUGGUGGUUUUGACUUUGAUUUAAAAUUUACCUUGAAUUCAUGACAGUUCACACUUUAGAAAAUAACCCUGGUAAAAUAAAUACACAAUGGGUAGAGGUGUGCACCUCUGUACCCAACUGAACAGCAGGAAUUCUCCAAAAAUGCUAGCACCUCACCAGUUACUCCCAGUAAAGCCGAUCAGCUCCCAGAGUUCCCUGUACAGAGAAGAGGAAGUGCCUGGUGAUAUUUAUUUAUGAUGUAGUCGUGGGAGUGCUCAUUUUGCGGAAUAUAACAGUGUUGUAUAUUAUUGUAACGAGGUUUGGUGGGCAAUUAUAGUUCUUAUUCUGUGUUUUAUUUGUUUGUUUUCUUUUAUAGGGUGCAGUUACCUGUGCCAGAUUUUCGACAGAAGGAGACUUCUUUGCGUCUGGGGGAUCUGAUGAACAAGUGAGUUCAGUUAUCACAUUGCUGAGCUAUCUGUAAAGAUCAGUUGUUAUCGAAGUUACUGCUUUGUCAUUAUGUGGACGACAUGCUAAGAACUUGGGUAGUGAUGUUCAAGCAAAAGGAUGUAUAAAGAAAAGAAGAAAAAUAAACCUCAAGGUUGAGCCCGUUGUUUUGGAUUUCUUGGGUGAAGAGUGUCUAGAUGACCUUGAUUUGAGUGACUAAUUAUACCUGGGUUUAUAUGGAAUAGCUACCACUUCUUCAUCCAUCAUGCUAUUCACUCAGUUGUCGUGAGCUGUACUGCGAUUUAAGUCGCAUACAGUUUGACUUUCUUUCUGUGUCUGUGUGAACAAAUCCCAGGAAACCAAUUUGCUGUACAUUUAUAAACACCCUUGCUGAAUUCCAUACACUUGUCAAAGGAGACACUCUGUGCAUUAUAUCCACAACAUAUUAUUAUAGUGGUCAUUUAGCAAUAAGAUGUUAGAUGCCUUUCCUCUAGUUUCGUAAAACAGUUUUUGAGUAGUUUGACAAAAAGUAUGCUCCUCUAGAAUCCCCACUGCAGGGCAUAAGCCAGGAGAACCAACAGAAGAUCGAAGAGCUUCUGGCUCUCUCAAGGCUGUAGUUGAGGCGGGGACGCCUGGCAGAUUCUAGGUAAAGGGUCAAACCCUAUUAAAAUGGUUUGACUACUUAUAUUGAGGAAGUUAGGCCACACUUGGUGUCAUAACCACUCCAGCACACUUUGGUGGUUUAUAUACCUUGCAAUGUUGCUUUGAAAAAACAUUAGCCAGAGGGGAUUUCUAAAAUACAUUUUUAUGGACUGCAAUAGGUUAGAGUACAGUGGAAAGUUCUCAUCGGGGUCACUUUCCACAUCCUUAGUUCUCCCAUCAUACAAUCACAACUUUAUUUAUUUUCUUGUAUAUCUAUUACAUGUGCCAGGUUUUAAUAUACUUCUAAUGAACUUUGCAAGGAAUGAACAAAUCUCUUUAUUCUUCAAGUACAUUGGUGUUGUGUCUUGUGUUUUAGAGAUUAGAUAGUUAUGGGACAUUUUGUGGUUGGUUAAUAUCAAUCAUUGUUAAGGAGAGUGGUAUCUGGUUGAAAGUUUAGUACUGUUGUCCUUGGGCCUAGUGCUGUAGAACAUCUCAGACUUACCGUCUUAAAUGUAUGUGCUAUUGUCAAUAUGCUACAUACAACUACACACUUUCUAACAAGCUCAAGCAUAUAUUACUUACUGGAAAAUGCUUGCUGAGUUUUUUUCUGAGAAUGCUAAGCCACUUCCUGGUUUUAUAUUCAAACUUCUUUUUAUGCUUUUUUGUAAAAAUGUCUUCUUUUCUAUAUGAGUGACUUGUCCACAAAACAUGUGGAUGAACAGGUAAUCUUGCUUUACAAAUCUAUAACUGCUAAUUGUGCAGAUAAAAGGUAACUUUUUUUUUUAAUGUAUUUUUUCCCUUUGGUUUUUACUAUAUGUAUUGGAGCUGAUGUGUACUGUGGUCGUUUCUGCCGCCCAGGAGUGAUGGGAGUGAGCGCAGGACUUUUUUCUUGUAUUUAAAUCUAAAGACCGUUGUGGUUUCAUGAAGAUUGACUCACGUGUCAGUCGACAAUGUUAGAAUUUUUUUUUUUAAUAUAUUCUUUUGCUUUUAUUUGCUUUUAUAAGGAUGUUUUAACAUUAAAGCCAACAAAAUAUCUAGUUAUAGGAUAUUUGUGCAUAAUUGUAUAUCCUGUAUAAUGUGGUGUUUGCUUUGUUAUACAUAGGUAAUGGUUUGGAAAACAAAUUUUGACUCUGCCAGUUACACUGAUGUGAUUGCACAUAAACAACGGACGUUUGCUAACGAGACACAUUUCAAACCAUCUGGCCAACUAAAAGACUUCCAUCAAUCCGUUGCAAAUGAACAAAUUGAUGAGGUUGUAUUCUCUAUUCUAUAUUUACUGGUUUUGAUGCUUUGAUAUAUGUUUGAUAAAUUAAAAUGGUUUCCGUGUGCCAAUUGUGUAGUUUUUAUAAUUGUACUAAUUUAUUAAAUUGCAUCUCAUUUAGUAGAAUAUAUUAUAUUUUCCGAUAUGUGAGGGGAUAUAUGUACAGAUGUACAGUGAGCUGUAUAUUCAAUAUAAUCCAUAUUCAACAGGUGGGUAUACUGCGGUUAGAAUGAAUCCACUGUACCACUUGUCAUGUGUAGGAUAAUCUAGUAACCCAUGUGGAUAGGAUAAUUAUGCUGAAUUCUCCCUUAUGUUCUUUAACAUCAUGCCAUGUAGUAUCUGAUACACUUUUUGCCUUGCAGUAAUUUAGCACUAGCCCCUAAACUGGCCAUUCCAAUGCAAGCUUAUAAAAAAAAAAAAGACACCACCAGCAGUUGUAGAAUUACACCAGGGGUCCUCAAACUUUUUAAACAGGGGGCCAGUUCACGGUCCCUCAGACACUGUUGGGGGCUGGACUAUAAAAAAAUCUUAUGCACGUUGCGCAUGCAUGCAUGCAUGCAUAAACUGACACAGACAUACACAUGCAUACCUAUAUACGGACAGACACAUACAUAGAUACACAUAGCUAAUUUUGCUUAACUUUUUUUUUUUUUUUUUUUUAUGAAGGUGGCUGGGGAUGAUGGGAGUCGGCCUGGCUCUCUUCCCUUCCGGGCGAAGGGAACUGGGAGGAAGUGGCCACCGGCCGUCACUUCCUCCCAGCACUACAUCGAGGCAGAAUUUUUUUUUUUUUAAAGGGGUCUGGUCGCGCUAUUGCACGUACAAAGCGCUGACCGGGCCCCUGAAGAUAUAAGGCCUGGCGGGCCGUAGUUUGAGAACCCCUGAACUACACAAUCAGUUUAUACUUUUCAAGCAACCUGGUGGUGUUAAUUCCUUAACACUGGGGUGGGGUCCUUCUUGAGUUUCAUAGUGUAUACACCAUGAUGGAAUCACAACUUUGGCCUCAGUAAUAAAAUUUUAGGAGAUCAGUACUAUUCAGUACUGUGUAUAAAGAAAACAAAAUAAUGAGUUAAAAAAAAAAAAGAUAUAUUUAAACAAAUUAAUGGACAUGGUUGGUGUGUGUGUGUGUGUGUAUGUUUGUUUUCCAAUUUAUUCAGUAUUUCCCUGUACAUUUAUUAUCCCAACUUUACUGUAUUUCCCAUGAAAAUAGUCUUGUCCGUAUAUAACUGUACCUUCAGCUUUUUUUUUGUGCUGAUUUACAGAUAAAAAUACAAUAUAUGAGCGUUAGAGAAUUCUAAUAUGACAUAAUAUUUAUGAAGAUAUUAAUUAUAACUUAUUAUGCUCAGUCAACUUCAUGGGUAGAUUUGGCACUACAACCAUUUCUUAUCUUUGAAUUGUAUUUAGUCAAUGGAGUCACCUGGUACUGUCCCUCCAUUCAUUGUUAAACAGUGUUUGAGCAGUUGGAACAUGGAUGAGGGUCUGUGGCCACUCAGUCUGACACCUAUGGAGGCAUGGCGAAGACAGAGAUUACAUUCAUCCUUAAUAUUCAUACCAAAAAUGGGUGGCUGUGAUAGGCUGAAAGCGGUCAGCUGGCACUCUCAGCCAGUCACCAUUUGCUACUACAUAUUCAUUUUUCCUCGUAAUCCCAAGCACAACACAUUGGGUGGGCUGCUGGGGACUCUUGUUAAUGUUGAGCCAUUCAAAGCUUUUUAACACUAAAUAGACGAUUUGGGCACAGCAGACACUAUAACCACUUCAAUGAGAUGAGUCCGGUACAUUGUCCCUUUAAAGCAUGUCUCAGUCAUCAUUAAACUUCAAGUUUCCAGCCAGCAUGUAUAGUCCUUUAAAAAAAAAAAAAAAAAAGCUGAUUUUUAAAAUAGUUUAGAAAACAAACAUCUCUAAAAUUUUGUAUUAAAUCAUGUUUUACUGAAAUUACAAUGAAUGUGUACCCAUCAGCCUGCAGAAAUGGAUCCUGUCAGUACACCUGUCCACGUCAAACAAAUGAAUCCUACAUUAAAGCUGUAUCCCACUGAGCAGCAGGAAUCCCCAGAAAAUGCAGCCAAUCUACACAAUGUGGCAAACACACUGGAGCAUAUAGUAGGGCAGCUGGAUGUCCUUACUCAGGUGAGAAUCACAUAAAGUGCUGAAACUUAUAAUAACCUCUGAUGAAAUAAUUGGAGUUUUUAAUCUGUAUAGUUGCAGUGUUUAUAGUAACACAAUAUGCUUAAUAAUUUUGAUUAUUCGGUUAGUUGUUGCCAAUCUGUUAAAACAAGUGAUAUAUAUUUUUAUUUUAUUUUAUUAUUUUUUUUUUUUUUAAGAUAAUGUUAUUUGUAAAAAUGUAACAGUGUGAAACAAAGUGGCCUCAAUAAUUGACUUACAUCUAGUUUGCAUGAAAUGUUCUAAACAAACAAAAAAAACAACUUUUUGUGAGAUCUCACUUAAAAUUUAAAUGGCUGCUGCAAUUAAUUGAACCCUCUAGGAUGGGCAUACCAUAUGUGUUUUAUUAAUCUAAUGCUGUAAAAAAUAACAUGCAUGCCUUUUUAUGAACCUGAUACUGGAUUCCACAAAAAUCUUGUCUGCCUUCUCUGAUUCUCAUUUAAACUAUGAGCUGGCUGGGAUUUUUCAAGGAAUCAGAUGGCAAUAACAUAAGCCAACUGUAAUGUGUGUUUGUAGCAAUUUUGCUUGUGAUCGUUGAAAAUUAUGUGAAAUUUUUUUUUUAAAUCAAAUUUAUAUAUUCUUGUAUAUGGUUUGUCCUGUUAUUAAUGUCUAGCACUAUUUUGAAAAAUAGCUGAUGUAAUGUGCUAAUCAUACCAACAUGAUUGAUUGCUUCGUUUCCAUGCUGCUUGUAAAGAUACAUCAGCUUGAUCUUGUUAAGUAUUAAUGAUUAGGUAGGACAUCUGUAGCCAUUGUGGGCCUGUCGUGGGCAGAUUUUAGAGAGAUCUUAUAUUAAUAUGGACCUGUCACCUGCAAACAUGUAGAUGACUGUCUGCAUCAAGAAAUCACAAAAUGUAGAUGUUUGUUCACCAAAUGAUGACAAAUGGAAAACCACCUCACAAAAAUAACUUAUUUGGAAAGAAUUCACUAAUACAGCUUGUCUAUUUUAUAGAAACAUAGAAUGUGACGGCAGAUAAGAACCAUUCGGCCCAUCUAGUCUGCCCAUUUUACUAAAUACUUUCAUUAGUCCCUAGUCUUAUCUUAUAGUUAGGAUAGCCUUAUGCCUAUCCCACGCAUACUUAAACUCCUUUACUGUGUUAACCUCUACCACUUCAGCUGGAAGGCUUUUCCAUGCAUCCACUACCCUCUCAGUAAAGUAAUACUUCCUGAUAUUAUUUUUAAACCUUUGCCCCUCUAAUUUAAGACUAUGUCCUCUUGUUGUGGUAGUUUUUCUUCUUUUAAAUAUAGUCUCCUCCUUUAAUGUGUUGAUUCACUUAAUGUAUUUAAAUGUUUCUAUCAUAUAUCCCCUGUCUCGUCUUUCCUCCAAGCUAUACAUGUUAAGAUCCUUUAACCUUUCCUGGUAAGUUUUAUCCCGCAAUCCAUGAACCAGUUUAGUGGCCCUUCUCUGAACCCUCUCUAAGUUAUCAAUAUCCUUCUAAAGAUACGGUCUCCAGUACUGUGUACAAUACUCCAAGUGAGGUCUCACCAGUGUUCUGUACAAUGGCAUUAGCACUUCCCUCUUUCUACUGCUAAUACCUCUCCCUAUACAACCAAGCAUUCUGCUAGCAUUUCCUGCUGCUCUAUUACAUUGUCUGCCUGCCUUUAAGUCAUCAGAAAUAAUCACCCCUAAAUCCCUUUCCUCAUAUGUUGAGGUUAGGACUCUCAAAUAUUCUGUACUCUGCCCUUGGGUUUUUACGUCCAAGAUGCAUUAUCUUGCACUUAUCCACAUUAAAUGUCAGUUGUCACAAUUCUGACCAUUUUUCUAGUUUACCUAAAUCAUUUGUCAUUUGGCUUAUCCCUCCUGGAACAUCAACCCUGUUACAUAUCUUAGUAUCAUCAGCAAAAAGACAUACCUUACCAUCAAGACCUUCUGUAAUAUCACUAAUAAAAAAUAUUAAAGAGAAUGGGUCCAAGUACAGAUCCCUGAGGUACCCCACUGGUGACAAGUCCAAGCUUCGAAUAUAUUCCAUUAACUACAACCCUCUGUUGCCUGUCACUCAGCCACUGCCUUACCCAUUCAACAAUAGUGAUGUCCCGAACGGUUCGCCGCGGACUCAUCAUUGAGUAAACUUUGACCCUGUACCUCAGUCAGCAGACACAUUCCAGCCAAUCAGCAGCAGACCCUCCCUUCCAGACCCUCCCGCCUCCUGGACAGCUCACUAACAAUGCAGCUUCAAAAUGGAUGCUGUCCAGAAGGAGGGAGGGUCUGCUGCUGAUUGGCUGGAAUGUGUCUGCUGACUGUGAGGUACAGGGUCAAAGUUUACUCAAUGAUGAGUCCGCAGCGAACCGUUCGGGACAUCACUAUUCAACAAUAUUGGAAUCCAAACUUUGCAGUUUAUUGCAAAAGAUUGCAGUUUAUUGAUAAGCCUUCUAUGUGCAACAGUGUCAAAAGCCUUACUGAAAUCUAGGUAAGCAAAGUCUACUGCACCACCCUGAUCUAUAAUUUUAGUUACCCAAUCAAAAAAAUCAAUAAGAUUAGUUUGGCAUGAUCUCCCUGAAGUAAACCCAUGUUGUCUCUGAUCUUGAAAUCCAUGUGUUUUUAGAUGUUCAACAAUCCUAUCCUUUAACAUGGUUUCCAUUACUUUCCCCACUACUGAAGUAAUGCUUACUGGCCUAUAGUUGCCCGACUCCUCCCUAUUACCUUUCUUGUAAAUGGGCACAACAUUCGCUAACUUCCAAUCUUCUGGGACUACUCCUGUUAACAAUGAUUGGUUAACUAAAUCUGUCAAUGGUUUUGCUAGUACACCACUAAGCUUGUUUUUAAUAGCUUUGGGUGUAUUCCAUCAGGUCCCAUUGACUUGACUUAUUUGUCUUUGCUUUUGAAAGUUGAAAUAGAAUCUCUUCCUCUGUAAACUCACGUGUAAUAAAUGACUCAUUUAUCCUUUUUCUCAACUGAGGUCCCUUGCCUUCAUUUUCAUCUGUAAAUACAGAACAAAAAUAUUAAUUGAGGCAGUCAGCUAGACCUUUAUCCUCUUCUACAUACCUACCUUCCUUUUGUUUUUAAUCUAACUAAUCCUUGUUUUACUUUUCUUUUCUCAUUUAUGGAUCUAAAAAAUGUUUUGUCCCCCUUUAUUACUGACUAUUUUCUCUUCUGUGUGAGAUUUGGAAGCUCUUAUAACUUGCUUAGCCCCUUUCUGCCUAAUCUCACAUAUCAUUUUGUCUUCCUCACUCUGGGAUUUUUUUAUAAUUCCUAAAUGCUAACUUUUUGUUUUUAACUAUUUUGGCCAAAUCUGCAGAGUACCACAGUGGUUUCUUGAAUUUUUUGCUUUUACUGACCAGCCUAAUGCAAUUUUAUGUUGCCUUCAAUAGUGCAACUUUUAAAUAAUCCAAUUUCUCUUGGACUCCAUUUAAAUUGCUCCAGUCUGAUAAUGACUCAUUUUUUGCAAAUAGGUUUUUAGUUCACUACAAUUUUUGGUGUUUAGUGAACAAAAUUCUAAAGUGCUUUGAAUUAAAUAUCAUACUUCUUUUAAAGUUUUUAAUUUUGAGUCUUUUAUGUGGGUUGAGUGUACACCCAUAAUUUCCAAACACUGCAUCCCACAAUGCCUAGCAUAUGACCGCACCCUAAGAAUUAUGGGAGAGCAUUAAUGCACAUGCCCAGUCAUGCAGUUUGUGGUUGAACGCUUUGCCAAAGUUACAUGCUAAAGUUCAAAUUGUAAAAAUUAUACAUUUAUCUUUUAAUAGGGAUUUAGCUGCUAUCAUUAUAUACUGCUCAAACCUAUGUGUAUAAGCUGCUACCCUAUCAUUAGCUUGACAUUUGUGCUAUAACAUAUUGAGCUUCACUCACAGCAGUAUAGUACGAGAGUUUGUCCGUUAUUGAAGUUGGUUGUUUUAAAGUUUGGAGACUGAAAUUUUUUAUUUUUUUUUAUAUAUAUUCCACAUAUUAGCAGCUGUAUAAAUCUAAAUACUGAUUCUUAAUCUAGCUUUUCAUGUAUUAAACAGAACUAUAUGUUAUGGUUCUAAACCACUGGUUUCCUUGCUAAAGUUAAUUAAUGCUUUGUGGUUUGGUUUUGAAAAAGAAAAAAAAAAAUUGUGCUUUGUUUUUUUUCCUUUCAGACUGUAGCUAUUUUGGAGCAGAGACUUUCUUUGACAGAAGACAAAGUGAGGGAGUGUAUUUCAAAAAAGCAAGUUACGUUUCCAUUUGUGGACUGUGAUUCACAGAAGUCUUAAUUUCAACUGUGUAAUAUAUUUUUUAUUUUUUAAUAGUGUUGUAUUGCUGUAUAUUUAAAAGAAAUAAUAAAAAAACGCAAAUCUUUUUAUUUUUUUAUUUUAAAGGCUAGUUUUUCUCCUUCCCUCUCUUCUAAUUGUGCUUUAGGUAAGAAUAGCCAUAUUGGUAAUUGAUGCUAAGAUAACAAAAUAGUUUUGUACAAGCUCUCGUAAUACUUUUUAAUAUACUAAUGUUAUUUGGUCAGAAUGCUUUUGGGAUUUUGAAAGCUAUUAUUUAGGUCAUUUAAUACCUAAUGGGAGCUUUAUUUGCACUUUACCUGAAGAGUUCCUGCCUUCCUUUAUUUUUGAGUGCAGGGUAAAAGACACAUUUUAUUGAAGAUACAUAAGCAUGAAACAAAAUAACAAGUUAUAGAAAUAGGUAAUCAUAGUAUGCUACACUUCUUUUCUUUUUUUUACAAAAAAAAACAGAUUUACAUUGCUGAAAAUCCACUGAGCUUAAUAGCAUAGAAGAAAAUAUAUAAGACUUUGCGUAACACUACUGCUGUGUUUGAAAUUUUGUGAACCUCCACCCGAUGCCUUCAACCAAUGCAGCACACGGGCAACAGCAAAGCAUCCCUGUCUGUAAGGGGUCAGGAUGGUUAGGCUCCAGAUAGUUGUAAGUGAGUCUUUUCCUGGGUCUCCCACCGGCUCUGGCCCAGAUUGUGCUUUGGGUUAAUGCCUCAUAUCCACCGAUCUCCAGUUUCGUUUUGGAGGGAUGAUAGGUGCGUGGGAACUUCAGAUCAUGGAGAACAGCUAGAGUGUCUGGACGUCGUGGUGGCGUCUGCUCCACGUGGGCCCUUAGCCCAGGGGAGGAACAGAGAGCAGAAGUCUGCUCCGGAGUUGCUUGCACGAUGGGCUCAGGUCUGCAGCUUAAACGGAGCCAAAACUUCUGGCAAACUUUGUCGAACCUGGCCUCACAGCCCUCCACCCAUGCAUUAGUCUCUGGGCUCACCUGGCACAUGAGAAUCUGCGGCUCGGCGGCCAUCUUAAAUGCUUCACAGGACUGGAUUCGUGAGGAACAUAACAGUGGCAGAGAGGUAAUCUUCUCAAUGGAGACCGGGAUAACACCCACUGGUCCAGAGGGGGCUGUAGCGGGGUUGAAAACUGGUCACUUCAGGCUCUGUGGCACUAGCCAGGAGACCAGCCUGCUCCUCCAGCCAGCAAUCCGUAAGCUUCAGUAGGCGAAAAGUCUGGGUGUGCUAUCCACGCAUCCCAGCUGCCGCUGAACUUCUAUGUGUGGGCCUUCAUUGCAGAGGUAAGUCUGGAAAUUGCUCCCAGUCGUUUUUGCCAGCUUUAGUAGAUUGUUACUCAGAUUUUUGCUCAGAUCAGCAGGAGCUGCAGAAAAUGCUUCUGGCCAUGUUAGUGGUCAGUCUUCGUUCCAGAGUUCCUGCCCUCCUAAUAUUUGUCCGAUAGAAGAAAGGAUAUUGCAGAUAUUGUUGAGUUUUGUGUUUUGUUUUUGUUUGUUUUUUUUGUAUUAUGUAAAGAGUAGACAUUCUUUACUAAUUUAUAGUAGUUGGCUUGAGUUUUAUUUUACCGGGGUUUGCUUAGAAAAACAAGCAUCAGUACUAUGUAAAGGGGCACUCUAAGCACCAUAAUCACUAUGGCAUGGUGCAUGGAGUUCCUUGGAGGCAUUCUAUUGUAAAAUUCAGAGAAUUAAAAAAAAAAAAAUAAUAAUAAUAAUAAUUUGACACUUAUUGUGUCACCCAGGCUUCCACAGUGCUUCACAAAUAUUGCCAAAGGGAACGUUUCUACUUCCACAUUAGCAAUAUCAAUUUUAUCUGAAGAUGGACAGACUGUUCUUCCUAAAACAGAAAUGGGGAGUAAUGCUUUAGAGGUAUCUGUGAAGAGCGACAAAACCGCAGACUCCUUGAGUAGAUAGCUAAGUGUCAGACCAUUCAAAAAAACAAAACGUUUUAGUAAUGGGAAACAGCCAGGGACACCUGACAUAACUACUACAGGCUGUAUUGGUUAUGAUGUUUAACAUGCAUCUUUAAAAGAACACUGUAGGCAUCCAGACUACUUCAUGUCAAUGAAGUGGUCUGGGUGCCAUGUGCCUCUCUGUUUUAACCAUGCAGCUGAAAACAUUGCCAUUCUGCUGCUGUUCAUUGUUGGGAGAGAGAAAAAAUAGCAACAAUUGCUAUGGAAACCAGUAGAAUCAACAGGAACAUUCAGUUGGUUUCCCCAAUUUAAGAACCAUAAACCACUAUACUUUUAGCAAGAUUUCUUAAAUCUACUCCAGGCAACAUCUCAGAAUUUCGUUCCUGAACAAACUUAAUCAGUAUGAUUAUCCUGAAAAGUACAUGGACUAUCCUGCAAUACAUGUGCAAUUCAUGGUUUGGUAACCUGCAUCUGUUCAUAAACCUUAGGAAAGCCCAGUGCCACCCAUGGUAUGGAGGGCGAAUUCACAUAUGUGGAAAUGAGUGUCUUGUAUUGCCAAGUCUGACUCACACCAAGUUUACAAAACCUCCCUUAUAUGCUGCUUCCACCCACCAUGCCCCAAUGACCCAGAUCAGUAAACACAAGACCAACCUUUUCACAUGUUCAGACCUGAAUCGUAGCCUUGUUUCAAAUCCUUUAGUGAAGAUCUUGUAUAGUGACAGAUUGGGAGUUUUGUCAGUACUGUCUCAAUGCGGAAAUCACAAAGGUUUAGGCAUUUCUAUAUCAAUAAAACAUGUUGCUUUGUUCACAAUUCGUUUAGUUUGCAAAUUCCCAAGUCUAUCAAAGCUACUGUGUCUUGGCUAACAAGGAGGCCAUGGUUACAGACAAAUGGGGAAAAUUCAAUGUGGUUUAAUCAUGAGCUGGCCCUUCACUGCAGAGUUUAGCUUAGGAGAGCUAAACAGAAGUUUCAUGGAUGAGAUUCCAGCUCUCAAUAGUGGAAGGGACUGGUGUCCAAGUAGCUCCAAGUUGAUUGUCAAACCUUUAGCAAAUGAGUUUACUACUUACAUUGGUGGGGUUAUGUAGUUGAUAUAACUUGUUUGUAAUAUUAGUGCCGAUGUACACUUGUACAGGAACGUUGUUGUUUUUUUGGUAAAUAAAUCUCUACAUUUAAAACAAAAAAAAAUGGAAAAUUAUUUAAGAACUUUUUUUUUUCUUUCUUUCAUUUAUUCAUUUCAAUUAACAUGAACAGAAAGGAGGAUUGGUAAUGAGCUUCUAUCUUUCCUAAAAAUAUCUUGGUUUGGAAUCCUUUACUCAUAUUUGCAUAAUUAUCUGCUCUUAUAAUUUAGCUUUUAAUGUGUGGUGUGUUUUGACAAAACAAUAUAUAAAGUUACUUGCACACUGUCCAAAAUAUAUAUAUGCAAAAUUAAAUAGAGGUAUUUUUCUUGAUACCACUGAAAUGGCCAUAAAAGCUCACCUGCCACCUACACUAACAUGAUCACCUUGCUGCUUUUAGCUAAAAGGCAAAAUGUUUGAGAGAUAAAUGGGUAUUAUUAAAAACAAACUUAUUGCCCAUAUAGAUAAAUCCAUACACCAUAACCUCUACACUGCCCUGUGUAUAUGGUGCUUAGUGUGCCCCAGACAAACCAAUUAACCCCUAAUCGGGUACACCACCUAAGUGGUUUGUCUUCACGUCGCCAAUUGCAGUAAUAUAAAAUCUCUUUUUAAAUGUGAUUUGGGUUAGUGUUCAAGUAGGUUGUUUGGUUUUGUUAUAUGUAUUUGGGGCUGAUGAUUACUAUAGCUGCCACCAUAGAGUAGUAGGAGUUUGAGCGCAGGAAUCCCUUUUCUGUAACGAACAGCUUAGGAAAAAAUAGAAUGCUAUGGCUGAACUGCCUCAUUGCUAAGACUGCCAUUAGUAGCCUACUUUUGGAUCAACGGCAAGUACAGAUGUGAGAAUGGCUGAACUUGAUGGAUGCGUGUCGUUUUUUUCCUUUUUUUUUUCCUUCUUUUUUCAGCUUAUAUAACUAUUGAUCUAUGCAUCUCUGGUAGGCUGCUGGGCUUAGCUCAUUGGCUGACGGCGACCCUCUGACUUGGCCAAUAAACCAGCCGUGCAGUGCUUUACUCAGAAGAGCUAAUGAAAGCUCCUACUUAGGAACCUCCAUCUCUCCAUCGGCAGUAGUGAAGGCAGUGAGCAGCUCCCAGCAGAUAACAAGUAAGAAGUCAAUAACUUCAAAAUCGGGUAGGUAUCGACCGAUUAUCGGUCUUGCCGAUAUCCUGUAUUUUUUAGCAAUAUCGGUAUCAGCCAAUAAAGAUACCGAUAAUGCAGACAAGGGCUGCCAUCAGGGUCCUGGGGGGCCCAGCACACUCUUAAUUACUUUCCCUUCAGCUCCUCUGUCUAACUCUCACGAGUCCCGCGGCCGUCAGAGUGCUGCCACAGGUUACCAUGGCAACACUCCGCACACCACGCUGAAGGGAGCUGCUGGGAAGGUAACUAGGAGUGUUCUGGGGCCCCCCAGGACUGCUGCGGACCCCCAGGGAAUGCCAUAUUCCCCUCCCCCCUACCCAAUUCCCCCCCCUCAGAUAAGAUGCAGGUAGGGGAGGUUAAAACUAAAUGUUAAUAAAAAUGCCCCUCCCCAUUUUAGACACAUUACAUUCCUACACAAACACUCUGCAUUCAUUAUAUAUACACUACACACACUCUGCAUUUACUAUAUACACAUUACACACACACUACACAAACACACACUCUGCAUUCAUUAUAUACACCAUACACAAACACACUCUGCAUUCAUUAUAUACACACACUACAAAAACACAUCCACUGCAUCCACUAAUCAAAUACUCUCACUGCAUCCACUACACACACACACACACACACACACAUAUAUAUUCUUGAAAACAUUCUGACUGGCAUGUAUAUUUUGUGCAUUUAUUUUAAUUAACAAAAUUUUACACAAAAAUAAACUUGUUCAGUUAACAGAUUUGGGUAGAAAUAGUUUUGUUUUUAAAAGGGUAAAUGUACAAAAUAUCAGUAAGUUAUUGGCUAUUGGCCUGAAAGUUCACAGAUUAUCGGUAUCUGCUCUUAAAAAAUCUUUAUCGGUCGAUCCCUAAAAUCGUGAGGGAGGGGGCUCACCAGGCACCAUAACCACUAAAGCAAGUGCUUGUGUUCGGCUAUUUGUAAAAUAAUGGACACAGUACCAAAUAGGUGGUGACUGGAAUUCCCCCUUUAAGUUAAAGCUCAACAUGAUGAAAAGGCUUGCACAACAUUUCCAUAAGUGCACUAUUGGGUAGAUAAUUUAUACAGCUGUAUUCCAUUGUUAAUGUACCACGUAUUUGUGGCACCUGCAUAAUGUACAGGAUUUAAUAUUUCGGUUAUUGUGGGGGUGGGGGGGGAAAUAUAAUCUAGCUUAAAAUUCAGGCUCACAACUGCCCAAAUCUCCUUCCCUCCCUUAAGCGAAAUAAAAGUCUUGAGAGUUUGCACUUUCAUUUUGUCAUCCAAGACAGUGUUGGGUUUUAUGUCCUGUUGAGAGGGGUUGUAUAUAAAGUGUUUUUUGGUAUUAUGUGGAAUUCAAAUGCUGCCAUAGGUAAUCACUUAAUCACAGCUAGGGUCAAGCCGCAACGGCCAUGGUUGUUUUCUUACGGCAGCAUGUGAAUUCUACAUAUUGCUAUCUGAGCUGCCUCCUUUCAGCAUGUGGAAAUAAUUGGCUGUAAAAACAUGGCUCAUUGAGACAAACUAACCAACGUAUAUGUUUCCAGAAUCCUCAGACAUCCAUCAUAGGGAUCGUUUUACCUGAAAUUGCCUGUAGUUACUAUAACCCACUGCUACAAGUGUAAGGACAUGUGCUUGUUAUAUAAAGGUUUCUCAAGUACAGCAGUCAUUAAAUAAUAAAGCGACUACACCCACCUUUUAUUUUUGUUUUAAAAACCACAAAGGUGUUUAUUUAUUUCCCUCUGUGUUUAAAGGCAUACUCCAAGCACCAUAAAUACUUGUGAUUUCAAGUUUGUGCCUUAAGUCUGUAUGUUCAGCUUUGAAAUGCUGCACAUGCAAAUGUUAACUCUUUACAUGUCAGAGGAGUAACCACCUCUGGUAGCUUCAUAAGCUGGUCUUGAACAAGUUCCAGUCUGGCUAAUGUCAAUUCUGGGCAAAAGAGGCACCUGAUGCCAGCACAGAGAGCAUGCUGGCGCUAGCAGCAUGGCAGCCUAGCAGGUUUGCUCUUGUCUUCCCCUCAGUCUGACCUCCCUCCAGGGAGGGGAAUGAUAUCAGCCGAGGAGAACGUGGACUCUGCAAUGGAACGGAGGCAUGAGUUUGUUUUUUAACAUUGGGAGGGGUGGGCCAUCUCAGAAAGGAUUAUGCAAACCAAACCAAUAUUUUUUAGUUUGAAGUAACAUUUAAAGUUACUCCAGGGAACACAUUUUUAAUUUCCUGUAGCAAAUCAAUUUGAAAUGUUGUUAGAGGAAGAAUAAUCUUUGCUUUAUCACUUCUGGGUAGAACACCUACCUUCUUAGGGCAUAGAAUUUAAUAUUCAGUCCUACAAUAUUGCUGGCUGUAGACCAGUUCUUGAUUUUGAAAUCAAUAAUUUCGUUAGACUGGGCCCUGGCUUUGUCUGAUGAGUCCACUUUUCUCCCUUUCGGCACCGGUAUGACUUUCACCACCUGGAAUCUGUAGAACAAAACUACAGUUCUGAAUUUCUCACUGGAAACUGUUACUGCCUCCUUUGAUUAGUGAUCAAUACCUCAAACCUCUGUCAUCAGAAAAGGGAUGAAAUUUGUAAGGAAGAUCUGGAUCAUGACCGUUCUGCUGGCCAAGGUUGCAGAAGAGACUCUAUUAAAAGCAUGGACACUACACAGAUAUUUUAUUUUUUUCUGGCCUAGUAAUAUGCCUUCAGUUUUUUGGAGCCUAAUUUAGCGUAAAAUACUAAAUUUCCUCAGUGCUGCAGACAAUGGGUGCAUGCCUUAGAGGCCCACAAUAUUAAAUGAAAACUUUAGGCACCAUAAUUACUACAGUGCAUUGGCACCUCCCAAGUGUAAGUAAUCAAACCAUUUUAGAAUAGCUUGACGCUUACCUGGCAUUCUCUAAGCAUCAUUCCCCUCCUCUCUUCAGUCUUGGAGAGCUUUAAGCUUUCUGUCUGAGCUACACCUGUUGGUGCAGGGCUUGGCUUAGGAGACCUAAUGGAAGUUCCUCAUAGGACCUUUUUCCUCUCAUGGAGGUUGGACAGCAGCGCCUAGCAGACCCCAGAUAAGAAAUGAAAGCAUUCUAAAAUCAUUUGACAACUAACAUUGGGGGUGCCAGAUGAUUUAAAUAAAAAAAUAAAAAAGAAUAGAGUGAGUAAGAUGAAUCAAGCACAGUACACUCUUGAUCUUUUACUUGUGCAUAAGAGCUUCUCUGGGAAGCUCCCACCAUACCUGAAUAGGAUGCUCUCCCCAACUGUUCCCAUCUCCGACCCAGUACCAGCACGAUAUUUUGCAUACUGCAAUACAAAAAUAGUUGCUCGAUCCUCAUUUUCCUACAGAGCACCCCAACUAUGGAAUAACUUCACUGACACAGUAAAAUCUUCAUUCAAUUUAAAAAAAUAUUUUAAGAUAAUUAUGGCAAUAUACCUCAAUACUCCAUACAGAAUGCACCUGUCAUGGUAGACUAUAUUUAUUACCUAUUAUCUGUUAAAGUUUUGUGUGUGUGUGUGUGUGUGUGUGUGUAUGUAUGUAUGUAUGUAUAUAUAUAUAUAUAUAUAUAUAUAUAUAUAUAUAUAUAUAUAUAUAUAUAUAUAUAUAUAUAUAUAAAAAAAAUUUACUUUUAUUUUUUGUAAUAUUGUACCCUAUUGUAACUAAUGCAGUGUUUUGUGGACCCAGGACAUACUUGAAAAUGAGAGAAAUCUCAAUGUAUCCUUCCUGGUAAGAUAUUUUAUAAAUAAGUGUUACAAUCUUGGUUCUCACAAAUUCUCUAUUACAAGGCAGAUUGUACAAUGGUCCAUACUACUACCCUUAUUUGGCACAUAUGAUCAUUAUUUUUUAGUAAGAGGAUAGCUACAUGAUAAUUCCACUGUAACUAUAAGGGAAACACUAUUCAGAAACCUGAUUCAUUAGAUCAUUUCUAAAUAAACAUUUUCCUGUAGAUGCAGAGUUUGUGUUUUGCGGUUUUGAGAGAUAAGUUCUUGUUUUGCAUUUACUGCUGAUAUUUAAAAAAAAAAAUACGAACUUCCCCUGUUGAAUGAUACCAUAAAUGAAGCAUAAAAGAAAUAAGUACAAUUUAAAUUAUAGUCUUGGUUAUCAUAAAUGCUCUAUUACCACAAGAUUGUUACUAUUAGAACCAGAAAAAAAAUGUAGUUUUGUGUGUUUUGUUUUUACCUGUGUUUUAUUUUUACCUUACCGUAAAUGUGAUGCAUAAUAUCGAGAAAACACAUAUUUAUAUGAUAAUUUCCAAGUAAUCUGACUCAUACUACACAUUUUCCUGUAUAUGCUGUUUGUGUUUCACAAUCGGGAGAGAAGUAAGCUCACAUUUUGCAGUUAAUUCUGACUAAAAUUACUAACUUCCUCCCCCAUGGAGUGAUACCAUAAGGGAAGUACAGCAAGCACGUCUCUUAAUGAGAGAUAACAACAGAUAUUUGAUUACAAGGGGGGGGGGAAAAGAGCUACUUUUAGAUCAUAGAACAAGAAUUAAACAUAUAAAUCAUUGGUCCUACGUUAUACUAAAUGACAACAGCCUAGUUUUGAAACAUACUAAAGGUUGUGCCUACAAAGACAUCAUACAUUUUAAAAGCAGAACUAUUACAUUUAAGAUUUUUGCACAACUUGACAGCUAACUAAAAUUAAGCUAUGGGUUGUGCAAUUUAAAAAUAAAAAAAUAAAAAUGAAUGUGUGUACGUCACUUUGGAAGAAAUGCAUGACCACUCUUGCACAUGUACUGUACUGAGACAUAACUGUUCCAUUUUACAACUGAAAAACCAAAACAAAACAAUAAACAUGUUUAAAACAAACUUAAAUUUAUUCACUUAGCUAGGUGUUAUGGAAAACCGAUAGGACGAAAUAGUCCUAUUUGAUCUAGAAGUUCGCUAUCUGCCCAAUUUUGUUAUUUUAGUCUAAAAUGUACACUUUCUUUGAGUUUGCUGUAAUUACUGAUUUAGUAAGUAAACCACAAUGUUAAUAUUACAGACAUUAACAAUGAGGGCAAAAGAAAAACAAGUCCAUCCACUUAAAACAUUCAGCAAAUAAGUCUACUGACUUACUGUUAGAUCCAGACAUAUUUGGAGACAGACAAGUUUUGUUAUUUCGAGUGUUUACUAAAAUAAAUUCAAGUUACAGUUAAAUAAUGAAUACGGGCUUAAAGUUCAGUUUCUCAGCUUUAAUUUGAUGGUAUUGACAUCCAUAUUGGAGGAAGGGUUUAGAAAUGAUGUCCCCUCUUCUUCAAGGGACCAAAAGUAAUUUGACGAUUAACUCAAAAGCUGUUUCAUGGACAGGCGUUGGCUAUUCCUUCGUUAUUUAUUCAUCAUUUAAGCAGGUAAAGGGUCUGACGUUGAUUCCAGGUGUGGCAUUCACAUUUGGAAGCUGUUGCUGUGAACCCACAAUAUGCAGUCAAAGAAUUUCUCAAUGCAAGUGAAACAGGACAUCCUUAAGCUGCAAAAAUAAAUAAAUCCAUCAGACGGAUAGCAGGAACAUUAGGAGUGUACAAAUGUACAGUUUGAUAUAUUCUCAAAACAAAAUAACACACUUGUGAGCUCUGCAACACAAAAAGAUUUAGAUGUCCACAGACAACAACAGUGAUGGGUUGAUCGUAGGAUCCUUUCCAUGGUAAAGGAAAAAAGUUUCACAACAUCGAACCCUCUCCAGGAUGUAGGCAUAUCAUUAUCCAAGUCUACCAUAACGAGAAGACUUCACGACAGCAAAUACAUAGGGUUCACCACAAUGUGGAAACCAUUCAUGAGCCUCAAGAAUAGAGAGGCCAGAUUAAAAUAGAGAGGCCAAUGUGCAAACCAUUCAUGAGCCUCAAAAAUAGAAAAGCAAAAAAUCUUUUUAAAAAAAAUAAAAGUCAGCCUUGUUCUGGAGCAGCAAUAUUUGGUCAGAUAAAACUAAGAUCAACUUGUGUAAAAAUGAUGGGAAGAAAAAAGUAUGGAGAAGGCUUGGAACGGCUCAUGAUCCGAAGCAUACCAUAUCAUCUGUAAAACACAUGGGCAUGCAUUGCUUCCAAUGGCACUAGGCCACAAUUGUUUAUUGAUGAUGUGACAGAAGACAGAAGCUAAAAUGCAUAAUAUGUAGUUGAUGCAGCUGUGGAUCUACAAAAAGAACAACAUCGAUAGAUCAGCAUCGUGUAAAACAGUAUAGAAUAAUAAAAACUGUCCUGAAAGAAAUCCACUCAUAGAAUGUGUGAUGAGUAUAUCUCUUAUGUGUCUCUCCCUUUAGAUGUCUGGGGGACAUUUCAUUUUCAUAUCAACUCCUGGCUGCGGUCUCCACAUCAGCAACGAUAAGCAAGACUCAGGAUAGGUAUCCACAAACUGCAACAUAACCAAUCAGGCAAAAACUAAAAUGGGCAACCCCUAUAUUUGACCAUACAACUUUCAAAAACACCAUAAAACAUGUACAUGGUGGUUACUGUUGUACAUAUGAGACUUCCCUGAACACAAAUAUGAGUAUUUUAAAAUAAUAAAAUGUAUAAUGAUGAUAUCAUCAGUAAAAGGGCAGUUUUUGUGUGAAAAAUGCACACAAAAAAAAACUAAGUGACUACUAACAAAGAUUGGACAUACCCCAUUUUGAAUACCCUGGGUGGUCUACAUUUGCAAAUGAUAUGCCAUGAUGGGGGUAAUUCACAUUCCUGGGCUGCGAUACGGUCUUAAUGUGUAAAGACUGAAAUGGGCAAGCUCUUCAUUUGACCCUGUAACUUUCCAAAACACCAUGAAACCAGUACAUGAGGGGGCAUUGUUGUACUUGUGGGACUUUACAGCAUACAAAUAUCUGUAUUUUAUUGGAGUAAAGGCUAACAGUAUUAUGACAUUCACAGUUAAAAUGCCAUGCAGGACUUGGAAAAAAAAAUCUUUACCUAUAGACAUAUAGCUUACCUAGACAUUGCUUACCUAGAUUUCAGUAAGGCUUUUGACACUGUUGCACAUAGAAGGCUUAUCAAUAAACUGAAAUCUUUAAGUUUGGAUUCCAAUAUUGUUGAAUGGGUAAGGCAGUGGCUGAGUGACAGGCAACAGAGGGUUGUAAUUAAUGGAAUAUAUUCGAAGCUUGGACUUGUCACCAGUGGGGUACCUCAGGGAUCUGUACUUGGACCCAUUCUCUGUAAUAUUUUUAUUAGUGAUAUUGCAGAGGUCUUGAUGGUAAGGUAUGUCUUUUUGCUGAUGAUACUAAGAUAUGUAACAGGGUUGAUGUUCCAGGAGAGAUAAGCCAAAUGGCAAAUGAUUUAGGUAAACUAGAAAAAUGGUCAGAAUUGUGGCAACUGACAUUUAAUGUGGAUAAGUGCAAGAUAAUGCAUCUUGGACGUAAAAACCCAAGGGCAGAGUACAGAAUAUUUGAUAGAGUCCUAACCUCAACAUAUGAGGAAAGGGAUUUAGGGGUGAUUAUUUCUGAUGACUUAAAGGUAGGCAGACAAUGUAAUAGAGCAGCAGGAAAUGCUAGCAGAAUGCUUGGUUGUAUAGGGAGAGGUAUUAGCAGUAGAAAGAGGGAAGUGCUUAUGCCAUUGUACAGAACACUUGUGAGACCUCACUUGGAGUAUUGUACACAAUACUGGAGACCGUAUCUUCAGAAGGAUAUUGAUACCUUAGAGAGGUUUCAGAGAAGGGCUACUAAACUGGUUCAUGGAUUGCGGGAUAAAACUUACCAGGAAAGGUUAAAGGAUCUUAACAUGUAUAGCUUGGAGGAAAGAUGAGACAGGGGGGAUAUGAUAAAAACUAUAACCCUAACUAUAAGAUAAGGCCAGGGACUAAUGAAAGUAUUUAGAAAAUUGGGCAGACUAGAUGGGCCGAAUGGUUCUUAUCUGCCGUUACAUUCUAUGUUUCUAUGUAGCUCAAACUCUACCAGACAGCCACUAGAGGGACUAUCUGAAUUAAAAUUGACUUUUGGUCCGACAUCUGACGCUGGACGUCCUCACACUCUGCAUUAAGACUUCCAGUGUCAGAUUUUUUCCCCAUAGGAAAGCAUUGACUAAUGCUUUCGUAUGGGGGAAAUCCUAAUGCGAGUGGGGCCAUUGACCCGCAUGCAAAUUAGGUCUCCCCCACUCGCUGACGUUGGGAGGGGAGGAGCGUGGGCGGAGCCUGACCCAGCGCCAAGGCUAAUCAGCACUGGAUUCAGGUGACUGAAAGGGUUUUAACCUCUUCAGCGCCGCAGGAGGGGGAAGGAGGGGGGGGGGCGCGAGGGAGAUGGGAACUGCAGAAGUCUAUAGUGCCAGGAAAACAGCUUGUUUUCCUGGCUCUAUAGAAUCCCUUUACGUGCAGACACAUUUCUAUUAAACAGAAGCAAAAUCAAAAAAUUUAAAGUUCUUAUUGCCUGCACUCUAAAGUGACUUUUAAUCAUACACAGAAUGCUUCUGUGGGGUCUAGCAAGCUAUCAACAGUGCAGGGGAUAAUACAUUUUAAAUUAAAUAUAAUUUGCAAUGAAGGAAGUAUAAACAUUAGCUGACUCUUUACAGGAAGUGUUUAGGAAGGCUGCGCAAGUCACAUGCAGGGAAGUGUGACUAGGGUGCAUAAAUAAAGUGUUUUAACUCCUAAAUGGCAAAGAAUUGAGCACUGACACUGCAGGGAAAUGAUCUAUACACGAAAACAGCUUCAAUAAGCUAAAGUUGUAUUGGUAACUGUAGUGUCCUUUUAAGUGUGCAGCACUGACAUUCAGUGUCUCCACUCUUUACAUGGAGAUGCUGAACUCUCUCCCCCCUCCGCCUGCUUGGCCUAGAUCAGUGAUGGCUAACCUUGACUCCUUGGCUGACGUCAUGAGAAGUGUUGAUCUAGGCCAGUGAUGGCCAACCUUGACACCAUAAAUUGUUCCUGGACUACAUUUCCCAUUAAGCUUAGCUAGCUUUUAGAGUCUAAAAGCUAGCUGAGCAUCUUGGGAAAUGUAGUCCAGAAGCAAUUUAUGGUGUCAAGGUUGGCCAUCACUGGCCUAGAUCAACAAUUCUCAUGACGUCAGCCAAGGAGGCGGAUCUCCACGGCGCUGGAAAUAAGGAAAGAUAUUACUAUAUUUAGGGGGCCAGGCAAGUUAGAUAGUGGUUUUAACAUUAUAAGGUCAGGAAUACAUGUUUGUGUUUCUGAACCUAUAGUGUUCCUUUAAGGAGGUUGGGUGGACCUCACUGUUAAAUACUAUUAAUAAUGACAAUAAAAUAAAAAAGGGGGAGUAUGUAUGAUGUCAAUAUGUGUGUACAUUAGUCUUUGUGUUUGUAUGUGAAUUUGUGUCUAUGAACAUGAAUGUCUGUCUAUGAGUCAGUGUGUGUAUAUGAAAGUGUGUAUGAGUCUGUAAUUCAUAUUAAAGGGUCACUAUAGUGUAGUGGUUCUGGUGUCUAUAGCCUGUCCCUGCUGGAUUUUAAAUGUAAACACUGCGUUUUCCAAAAAAAGGCAUGGUUUACAUUGCUGGCUGGUAAUACCUCUAGUGGCAGCACUCAUACAUCCACUAGAAGUGCUUCCUAUGUCAAUGCUAACAGUGUACAGCACCCACGCUCUGCAUGGAGAUGCUCAACAUUCCCCAUAGAGAUGCUAAUUGGUGCAGCACAACGUUUUGAUGCGCAAUAGACUCCUAAUGCUUUCUUAUGGGAAAGCAUUGGAUUGUCUGUGAUCAUCAAGAUCCAGACUGGUCCCAAGAGAGAGAAAAGGUUUGUGAAAAAAACCUCUCCUGUGCGAUCAUACGGGGGCUGCGAAGCUAAAGAGCUAGUUAAGACUAUAGUGUCAGGAAUCCAAAUAUACUUAUCUGAAAUGAUCAAUCAAAACAGCCUCUCAAGGUCGUGGCCCAGUUCCUGACCUUUUACAAUAUGCACUUGAAUACAAAGAAAAAUGAGAUACGACUGUGUACAAUCUAGAACAGGAACAGAAAAAACACAUAGUGUAAUACAGUAAAACAAUAUGUGCAUCUUUGUAUUCCUGACACUAUACUGUUGCUUUAAUCAGGAAGUGAAUGCUACAUAUUGCCGAACUCUGCUCAUGAACCACCCUUCAGCAGGGGGAAGUUCUAUAUGUUAGAGAUAAUAACAUGGUAAAUCUGGCACUCCCAUUCCAACUUCUCCACUGUGGCCUUUUGUUGUGGGUUUAUUCACUAAAGUCAAAGUUGUAGUGCAUGAAAACCUAGCAAUUUUUAGCGUAAAAUAGCUGAUUCUGGACAAAUUCUCAAAUUCAGCUAUAGUCAACGUUUUGCUAUAUUAGCCUAUAUUUUGUCAAAUGGGUUUCAAUUCAGAGUUUAGUGGAAAAAACCCUCUUUGAACCCCCUGGUUUAAAUAAUGCAGUUUCACUAGGAGAGACAUGACUGAUUAAAGUAACCAGGGCAAGAGUUGCCAGUACCACAUGUAAUUUGGUAUUUUAGAAAAACUGAAGGCAGGGAAAGAGUUAAAACCACAGUACACACACUUAUUUAUAUCUGGGGUAAUUUCAUGUUUCAGCAGAGCUAUAGGUAAGGAAAUAGUUAACAGUAGGUCAUGGGCUUAUAUGAAGUAAUUUGCCAUAUUUUUUUUUUUUUGCAGAGUUAAAGGAAGGAAAUGGUUAACUGCACAGAUAAUGGAGUAAUAGGAGGUAUUGCAACACUGCUGUAGAAGAGGAUAGCUGGAAAGGGUUAACAGCAUAGGGCACACACAAAUUUAUAGGAGGUAAUUUGUCAUUUCCCCAGAGCUGGACGCAGGGGAACUGUACAGUACAGAGUAUGAGCUAGUGGGAGUUAAUCAGGGGCCAGUUUGACAUUUUAGCAGACUUUAAGGCAGAGAAAAGGUUAACAGCCCAUGGCUGGAGCCGAUAGCAAGCAGGAAAUGUGGUUAUAUGAGCAGAACUGUGCUCUGUGCUUUGGUAAUGCCCUGUGCUGCCUGAUUACAUUGUAUGUAUGUUGCAACAUUGUAACUGUAAAUAGAGAGCAGCUGCGUAAAACGUACUAAAAUACCCCAUUUGCCAGCUGAUGUUAAUAAACUACACUAAAACAAGAUAUUGCUGCUUCUAGCAACUCAUGAAUAACCAAGCUUUGGAUAAUGUGUCCUCUAGACCAGGAAGUACAAGUGUGUUUAUUAAAGUCAAAGAAUGGCAUGUGAUCUUCUCCUGGCUGUCCUGCCUUCCAGGCGCGCUCCCGAGGCUCACUGUGCACUCUCUCUGGUUAUAAUCACUUCCACUCCUUGUCUGCACCGCCUCCAGGAACUGGAGCAGAAGGAGGCACCAGAAAAAGAGAGGGGAAAUAGUCUCUAUGAGAGUCUAUAAAGUGUAGGGGAAUGUCCUGGGGACCCUCAAUAAUUAGGGUAUAACAUCUGCAACCCCAACUCUUUACAAUACAGCUUCAUCUGGGGUGAAAGACUGGACUUUGUUCCCACUCUCCCUCCCUUAGUCUGUGAGUUUUGCUGGCAGUGUCAAGCAGGGUGCUGGGUCUGUCAUCACUGUCACCCAUGCCUGUGGCAGCAUGGCUAUGCCGAGUAAAAGCGCAAGGUGGUUGCAGGAGGAGCUGCUGUCCGGAGGUAGAUCUUUGCUGCUGCUGGACUGUCGCCCCCAGGAGCGGUACCAAGUGUCCCAUAUUGAGAUGGCCAUCAGUGUGACAAUCCCGAGCCUCAUGCUGAGAAGACUGAAAAAGGGCAACUUGUCCAUCCGUUCAGUCAUCCCUAAUGACCGGGACAAGGAGCGAUUUGCCCGGCGCUGCCCAGCCGAUACGGUGCUGCUCUACGAUGAGGCCACGCUGGAUUGGCAGGAGAAGCACGUGUCCGGCUCGGUACUGGGCUUACUCCUUCACAAGCUACGAGAGGAUGGCUGCCAAGCCUACUAUCUGAGAGGUAAAGGGGGGAGCGCUAAGGCACUCGGUAACUGAAUCGAAUAACCCAUUAUCACCACUUUCUCUCCCUCUUUCACAUUGCAUUCGACACAGCUAUUAUUUUAUCUUAAAAAAAAAAAAAAAAGGAGUGUGAUUUUAGGAUAAGGAAUGUCACGGACAGACAUUGAGAUGACUUCAGAGUUAUCUGUUGAAAAAAGAGGCUGUCAAGGCAUUGUACAGAGCAUUGAUGGACUAUGUUUGGCAUGUCAGCUAUUGUAGACUAUGCUCCUCAUCAGGCUUAGCCAGACAGAGAUGUCUAUGAGGCUCAACAGCACAACUAGCUACCAUCACUAGCGUUGGUCUGUCUGGUAUAGAGAGAUAUGGUACCUGUUGCCUAAUAUAGAAUGUUUGCAACUUAUAUUACAAUUUAACACUUUUAUAAGUGCCUCUGGCACCUGAAGGGUUAAUAUUUUCUGUCCCUGGCACUAAGAGGGUUAAAACGGUUACUUUGGUGACCGUGACAUGAAUGGACGACUAAUGACCGUUGUUUGGGUAUGAUUAUCUUGUUUUCAGUAACUACAGUAAAAUUUAAAUCCCCAGGCUGUCACCCAUUGAAAUAUAUACGAAUAAACUAUUUCUUAUACUGAUGAUAGAUACAAAUAUUUUUGUUUGCAGUGUGUUGCUGUACUUAAUGUGUUGAGGAGGCUUCAAAUAAUCUAUAUUGUGGUGUACUAAAAUUACUAAGAAACAAAAACACAAAACCAAAGUAACUAUGCAUGGGUGUUCGAUCCUCUACUUAGGCUCAAUCCCCCAACAAUAUCUCCUAAAGAAAUGAUCAAUAACGUUAGGUAAAAAAUAUGAAACUAUAUAAAGAACAAUUAGUGGGCAAUGUUCUAAAAGCGUUAAAAAAAAUUACCAUGGAAACCAAUGCAAUAUUCGUGCUUUUUGCUCUAGUUUUCGUACCUUGCCCCAGAAUUGCUCUCUAUAAAUAACUUACAGUGUAAGUCAGACAUCAAGGAAUUUCUGCAUCUCUCCUGUGUAAUACAUAACAUACAAAGAAUUGGCAACCUGCCUGACUACUGCUACAUUAUCCAUCAACACCGUGAAUGCAAAAAUGAUUUAAAAAAUAUAUAUUUAAGUUCUUUUUUUUCAAUAGUUUCCAAUGCUUUUGUAGUUUAAGAGUUAAUAGCUACUGCCCACACACUUUGCGUGGGAGACUCAUUUCAUAUGGAAAUUCGGGGCAUACACUAAUAAGAAGGUGGAGUUGAUGGCUUACAUUUUUGUCCACAGCUCAUCUGCCUCUUAACUUGUCAGAUCAUGUUCUUCUGGAGUAAAACUCUCACUGAGAGCUCCUAUUAAAUGCAUGUUUAUUUGGUCCAACGUAGACGAAACGAUAAAUUGUUAUCAUAAACAUUCAGUGGAUCAAAACUGAUUAAUACUUCUCAAACCAUCAUGAUUUACAAUUUAUUUACAUUCUAUCUAUCUAUCUAUCUAUCUAUCUAUCUAUCUAUCUAUCUAUCUCAAACACAAAAGGACAUGUUUUUCACAUAUGGUUUCAUAUGUUUGUUGCAAUAAUUUAAACCCUCCUCUUGAAAUUCCUGUUCUGUUCUCGAGAGGAAACACUGUUCCGGAUUAAGCUAUGUCCAGAGCAACAAAUUUGGACUAUUUCCAGCCAAAUGUAUUUUGUAUCGAAAAGCAAAGGCCUUUUCCCCAGUGUCACUUAAACUUUGUAUGUGGAUGGGCAUUGAACAGGCCUUCUCUCAGACUCUGGUUUGUACAGUCGUGAUUUCCAUAUGAUGUAGAUACAUGUAGUGUGUUUUUAAUGCCUCAAGCUGAAAACAGAUAGUAAUACUAAGUAUAGGAAUUGUUGGAGUAAACAGGAAAUUGAGCUAACAAAUAUUUAUAAGUACAUAAUCUAAAUAGUAGAGUUAAAGGGUGUUAACUGGUAGAAUAGAUGCAUUUUUGUGGUUAAUAAUUCUUAAAGGACCACUAUAGUGCCAGGAAAACAAACUCGUUUUCCUGGCACUAUAGGGUCUUUAGGUCCCCCACACCCUCGGGGUCCCACUCCUACUGGGCUGAAGGGGGCUGAAGGGGUUAAACACUUACCUUUCUCCAGCGCCGGGCUCCCUCGGUGCUGGGGAACUCUCCUCCUCCUGCCGACAUUCUCAAUGCUUUGCUAUGGAUGUCCAGUGUCUUCUCACUGUGAUUUUCACAGUGAGAAGCGCGGAACCGCCUCUAGCGGCUGUCAAUGAGACAGCCACUAGAGGCUGGAUUAACCCUAGUGUAAACAUAGCCGUUUCUUUGAAACUGCUAUGUUUAUAGCUGCAGGGUUAACACGAGAGGGACCUGGCACCCAGACCACUUUAUUGAGCUGAAGUGGUCUGGGUGCCUAUAGUGGUCCUUUAAAUGUUAGGCAGGACCGGUGCGUCCUAUAGGCGACUUAGGCAGUCGCCUAGGGCGCACCGGCCCGGGGGGGGGGGCUAGAUUUAGGUGACCGGCAGGAGGGAAGCGCACAGCGUUCUCUCCUGUAGAUCAUUCAAUGUAGUGUGGCCAGGCAGCGCAGACCGUGGGACACGAACUUCUGUUUCCUGUAGCCGGGCGCCGGUGGACUGACAGGACGUGCUCACUCAGUGAGCGCUUCCCUUCAGUCCGCCGGCGGUCGGGUACAGGAAACAGAAGUUCCUGUACUGCGAUCCAUGCUGCCUGGCCACGCUAUAUGGGUAGGACAAAAGGGGGAAAGGACCACUGAGGGGGUGGGGGGAGAAGGGGAAAAGGACCACUAAGGAGGGGGGAAGGGGAAAGGACCACUAAUGAGGUGGGGGGGGGGAAAGGACCACUAAGGGGUGGGGGAGAAGGGGAAAGGACCACUAAUGAGGUGGGGGAGGGGAAAGGACCACUAAUGAGAUGGGGAGGAAGGGAAAAGGACCACCAAGUAGGUGGAGGGGAAAGGACCACUAAGGGCUGGGGAGAAGGGGAGAAGACCACUAAAGGGGUGGGGAAAAGGAACACAAGGGACUGGGGAGGAGGGGAAGGACCACUAAGGGAAAGGGAGGAGGAGGGAAAGGACCACUAAGGGGUUUAGGAGAGUGCGGAGAUGAAGGACCAUGUAGGUGGGAGGAGGGGAAAGGACCACUAGGAGGUGGGUGCGGGAGAAGGGGAAAGGACCACUAAGGAGGUGGGUGGGAGGAGGGGCAAAGGACCACUAAGGAAGUGGGGAGGAGGGAGAAAGUACCACUAAAGGAGUGGGGUUGAAAGUACCACUAAGGGGGAAGAGGGAAGGACCACUGGGAGAGGGAAGGACCACUGGGAAGAGGGAAGGACCACUAAGGGGAGAGGGAGGAGGAGGAGAAGGACCACUAAGGGGUUUGGGAGAGUGGGGGAGAGGAUGACCACUAAGGGGGAGUGGCAGGGGGGGAGAGUGAGGACCACUAAGUGGGGGGGUAAGAGGGGGUAGUGAGAAGACCACCAAGGGGGUACUGCAGAGGGACAGGGGGCCAAGGGAGAGCACUAAGGAACAGAAGGGGAGAGCUCUAUUAAAAAAUAAAGAGCUGCUCCCCUCUCAGUCCCUAUCCUACCCCACAAACCCUACUCACACACAGACAAACCAAAACACACAAUGCAUCCCUUAUGCACACACACACACACACACACACUGAUUCUCUUACACACACAGAAACAAAAUGCAUCUCUUACACACACUCAAUGCACCCCUUACAGAGACACACUGCAUCAAAUUACAUACACAGAAACACAUCUUGCAUCCCUUACACACACCCACCCAGAAACAUACAAUGCAUUCCUUACACACAAACACACACUACAUCCCUUACACAAAUUGGUAUCCCUAUACACUACAUUUCAUAAGAACACACACAUAUUACAUCCUCUACAGUAACACAUAACACAUCCCCUACACACAUACACUUCACUCCCUGUGAGAGAACUCAUGGGUGGGCCAUGUAGGUGGAUUCAUGGGUGGGCCUUGUAGGCAUACUCACGGUCAGGCACUGGGGUGCCCAGACCUUGAGCUGUGUCAUGGGCCCCAAAAAAUGGAGCUGCAUUCUGUUCGUUAAUUGUUGUGAGCACUGUUACAAACAAUCUCCAGAGAGUCUCUUCUACACCAGACCUGUGGUGCCAGACUGAGCCCAUCAUCAUCCUCUUGUUCUCAUCUGGUGGUAAGUAGGCAAUCCAAUAUAUUAUUAUAUUAGGCACUAAUCUCUAAUUUACCUCACUUUAAAGGGACACUAUAGUUACCAGAAGCACUACAGCUUAAUAUAGUGGUUCUGGUGUCUAUAGCCUGUGCCUGUAGGCUUUUAAAUGUAAACACACUGCCUUUUCAGAUAAAAGACACUUUGUGCAGAACUGGCAUUGGCCCAUAUGGCAGAGCAUAUGGGCGGGGCAUUGUGAUGUCACAUGGUGGGCAGGACAUAUAGAGGGGCAGCAAAUUUGUUUUUGCCUAGGGCGGCAAAAAUCCUUGCACCGGCCCUGAUUAUAGGCAAAGGUUAGAACUUUUUAUGGGUAACAAUGAGUAAAUGCAAGUUUCCAGGACUCAAGGCAUUAUUUAACAAAUCAAGCAGAUAUAGCAUAUUACGCGGUGUGUACCAUUAAGUGAACCUCAGCUGAAUAAACUAUUGAUUUCAAAGGCCAGUUUCUUGUUUAUUAACCCCUUAAGGACACAUGACAUGUGUGACAUGUCAUGAUUCCCUUUUAUUCCAGAAGUUUGGUCCUUAAAGGGUUAAAGGAACACUGUAGGGUCAGGAACAGAAACUUAAUUCUGACCCUAUAGUGUUAAAAACACUAUCUGGCCCCCAAUUCCCCCCAAAAUAUAGCACAAUCUUACAUUUAUUCCAGUCUGCUGGUGUUGGCUCUGCCAAAAACGGCUUCCUUGGCUGACAUCAUCAGAAGUGAUGAUCUCAGCCAAUCACAAACCUUUCCCAUAGGAAAGCAUUAGAUUGGCUGAGAUUGUCAAUUCUGAUAAUCUCAGUGAAAGAGGCGGUCCAGGCUCAGAGCAAAACGCUGCCCUGGCCAGUCAGCAUCUCCUCAUAGAGAGACAUUGACCUAAUGGAUCUCUAUGAGGAAAGGUCAGUGUCUCCAUGCAGAAGGUGGAGACAUUGAAUGCUAGUGCUGCUACCCCAGGAACCACCUCUAGUAGCCAUCUGAGGAGUGGCCAUGGGAGGUGUCCCUAGGCAGUAAUGUAAACACUGCCUUUUCUCUCAGAGUAAACACAGUGUUUACAGAAAAAAGUCUGCAGGGACUGACUAUACUCACCAGAACAAAUUAGUGUAAAACACAGGCAACACUCCAAGGUUCUUGAUGGUGAAUUUAUUAAAGGGUAAGUCUCCUCACAUUAGUUGUUCUGGUGACUAUAGUGUAGAUUAUAUAAUUUCUUUGCGGACAUUUUGUCAUUCUAGUUAUUCGGAUACUAAAGGUAAAAGUUUGCCCACCCUAUAGUUUGGAUCAUUUUGCCAAUCCAGCCUUCUUACCAGUAGUGUGCAUAUUCAAUAAGCCUCACACUAAUGGUUUAUGGGAUAUGUAGCACUUCUUUCUUUUAAGAGCCUACAUUAUGGUAGACCUGUCUGAGAGUAGAUUGCUUCAUAAAAAAGGCAUGAAUUAGGCUUUUCUUUUAACAUUGCUUUAUUAAUUGUGUGAGCCACGUUAUUCAUAAAUAGAACUCAAGUCUGCCAUUGAUGCGCAUGGCUAACUGUCUCAUGGAAAUCGAUGGGAAAGUUCUAAUAUCUCAUAAAUCUCUGCAUAUGGAAGUAGGUGACAACACAAGGGUGUUUGGUAGGCCUUCGCUCAGUUCUCAAAUUAGUUUUAUGUCACCUUUAUGUCAUUGCCAAGAGUAUUUACACCAUUUACAUCAGAUUGACCUCCCCCUGAAGGGCAGGCCAGAUCCAAAAUCCUCGCAGGCUAUAUCUGUGUUAGUAAUACAGCAACCCCAGAUGAUUGUUGCAACCUAGUUGGGACUUGUCACUGAGAUGUGACUGAAGACAAUGUAGUCCAGGCACUCAGGGUCUUUUUCAAACAGCAGUUUUAUUGGCGAAGCACGGCAAACCCAGCAACGUUUCAAUACACAAUUCGAUCGAAACGUUUCUGUGUUUGCCGCGCUUUUCCAAUAAAACUGCUGUUUGAAAAAGACGCUGAGUGCAUGGACUAUAUUGUCUGCACUAUAUGGAAUAGAUAUUUGCCAGCCCAAGGUACAGUGCACCGAGGUGAACAAGUGAUGAGAGUGCAGACUUUGUUUGCAAUCUGAGAUGUGACUGAGGCCCCUUUACUUGACAGAGAUCAUAGGCAGUUUGCAAAUAGCAAAACAGAGUUAACAGAAUCCUGCGAAAGGACAACAACUCACCUAACUUGCCCAUUCAGUGAGUCCCUAGUUAUUUUUAAGCUAGUUUAGCUUAACUUCUUAAAGAGAGAGAACCUGAACUAUUUCAAUAUCAGGCUGAUUCCACCCACUCUCGCCUUAGCUUGGCAAUAUAAAAUUAGUUACCUGCUAUACCUGCUAGGUAUUGAACUCAAAGCAGUGUAAAUGUUAAGAAAUCUUUUAUUGAGUGCAGGUGAGUCAAUCAGUGGAUUUUACUUUAGUUGACUCAUGUUUGCUCAAGUGUAUGGGUCAAUAAAACCUCACCUGUACCCUAGUAGGAAGAAAUCUUACACCUCCUUUCACUUCAUUUGAUGUGAGUACUUACAGCACUGCAGGAUAUCCUUCCUUGCCUCAUUGUUUUUCUUAUGCUGAAUUAAGCACAGGUGUCGUCACAUCCUUUAAUACGUUGUACCUCGUAUAAAUGGACGCGCAUGUGUACUGGGACAGCCAACUCCCAGCCUAAGCAUUCUGUCGCAUUUAUGUUUCUAUUUAUUGAUAUCAGUUCUACGCAUGCACGAGCAGCACUAAUCGUGUACCACCCAAUAAACUGUGGAGACCUUUGUAGUCCAGGAAAACAUCACUAAGUUGACAUGUCAAACCUAGCAGAGACUAUUACAAAAUAGCCUAUCUUGCCAAAAACCACAAUAACCUUGUUCAAAGAUAUCUACUCAUUGCUAGAUAACACAAGCCCUCUCAUGUACCCUAAAGCACAAACACACGCCGCAUGUAUAUGUAUGUAUGUGUAAAUAUAUAAAUAUAUAUAUACAUACACACACACACACACACACAUACAUACAUACAUACAUACAUACACUGCUGUGUGUGUGUGUGUUGUUAGUGUGCUGUGUGAGGGUGCUGUGUGUGUAAGGGUGCUGUUAAUGUGAUGUGUGUGUGUGAGAGUGCUGGUAGCGUGCUAUGUGGGUGAGGGUGCAGUUAGUGUGAUGUGUGUGUGUGUGAGGGUGCUGGUAGUGUGCUAUGUGGGUGAGGGUGUUUGUGUGUGUGUGUGUUUGUGAGGGUGCUGUUAGUGUGCUGUGUGUGAGGGUGCUGUUUUUGUGCUGUGUGUGAGGGUGGUGGUAGUGUGCUGUGUGAGGGUGCUGUUUGUGUGAUGUGUGUGUCAGGGUGCUGUUUGUGUGCUGUGUGUGGGUGUCGUGUAUUUGUGAGGGUGCUGUUAGUGUGCUGUGUGUGAGUGUGCUGUUUGUGUGAGGGUGCUGUGUGUGUGUGUUUGUGAAGGUGCUGUUAGUGUGCUGUGUGUGCGGGGCUAGAGUUCACUCUCGCGAGAUCUGAGCGUUGCCGUGAGAGGAACCUGGCGGAGCUGCUGUCUAGAGCUCCUCGGGUCCUCUCCUGCCUCCCUCCAUGCUGCUGUGGGCCGGUGAGGUCGAUCUUUGAUCUCCCCGCCGGCCCAUGGAGGCUUAGAGCAGAGCUGGCACUCAGAUAGCGCUGGCUCUGCAUGAGCCGACAGGGGAGAUCUCCCCUGCCGGCAGGGGUCAAGUCCUGGGGAAUAAAGUGUGGGAACUCUCCCAAGAUUCCCACCCCCCCAAAAAAAAUAAUAUACACUCGUGUGUGUGUGUGUGUGUAUAUAUAUAUAUAUAUAUAUAUAUAUAUAUACGCAUGCGCACACACACUGACACACAUACACAGACACACACACAUAUAUAUAUAUAUACAUACACACGCACACAUUGAGACACACACACACAUUCACAGACACACACAUUCACAGACACACACAUUCACAGACACACACAUACUCAGACACACACAUUCACAGACACACACACAUACACUGACACACAUACACUCAUAGACACACACAUACUCAGACACACACACACACUCACAAAUUAUUAUUUUUUAAUUAAAAAAUGUCCACCCAGCCUCCCUUACCUGUAGAGUUGGCAUGGACCUGCCCCUGGGGUCCAGUGGGUCGGGCGCCUGUCUCCAUAUCAGACGCGGCGAGGGAGCUGUGUCCUCUCUGAGACCUCUCGCCACGCGGGCUGUGUACUGUAGCUGGGAGCUGGAAUAUGACGUCAUAUUUUGGCUCCCGGCAUCAGGAAACGGUGCACGGCGAGAGGGAGCAGAGAGGACACAGCUCCCUCGCCGCGUCUGAUAUGGAGACAGGUGCCCGACAGGGGGGUCGAUCACCUCUUGGCCCCCCCAUGACAGGGGGUACAUGUGGGGGGCAUUUGGCGGCAGCAUUUUUUGCCGUCCCGUGAGUGCCUGCAGGAACAGCACAACACAAAAAAAGUGCAGGAACACCAUUCCCACGCCUUCCUGCAGGACUCAAUCCAUAAGCGUGCCGCGGGGAUUAGGGUGUCCCCAGGCAUACCCGGCACACCUCGUGUGCACGCCUAUGAGCCCUCUAUAGUGGUUAUGGUGCCAGAGUUACCUAGUGAUGUCCCAUGGACAGCAGUCAAACUGUGAAUAAACGGUUUGACAUAUACCUGCACCAGUGGUGUAUUUUGGUUUUGUGCUACCCUAGGCAUGACUAAACUCGGGCACCCCCACCCUAAUUUAAAUUUUCCCCAUCCAUUCCUAUCAGGGCUGCACCUCUUCCUGUUUAAAACCAACACUAACUUUGACUGAUAGACACACACACUCACUGAUACAUGCACUGACUUACACUCACUGAAAGAUAAACAGUGGCUGGCACACACACUGCUUAACCAACACACACUUUCACUGACAGACGCAGUGACACACUUACUCACUGACAGGCACGCACAUACUCAUUGAUACACUCAGUGACAGACCCAUACUGACAUACACACACACCCUCACUGAUUUGAUCCGCUCUGACUGACACACACAUUUACUGACAGACACACCCAUUUACUGACAAACACUCACAAAAUAUUUUAUUUUAAAAUUUUACUUUAAGUGCACCCAGCUUCCCGACCUUUGGUAGAACUGGAGUGGCUUCUUUCCUUGGGGUCCAGUGUGGCUGCUGGGCAGGCUACUGGUGUGCUGGGCAGGGACGCACGCAAUGGAGGUGGUGAAGGAGCUGCAUUCUACUUGCUCUGCUCCCUCGCACAUUGUUUAGUAAUACCGGGGCCGGAAUAACAUCAUAUUCUGGCUCCCAGCAUCACAGGAGGGAGCAGAGUAAGAAGGGCACAGACAUCAGUGCUCCCUCAACGCCUGCCUCUAAUACAAAUGGCUGCCCACUUCGGGGAGGGCCCUAAGGUUGCCAGCUGGCCAGCUGUUGGGCCCCUUAUGACACGAGGCUAACAAGGCAUCCAGUUCCGCAUUAACAAUAUUAGCAAAGGUUCUUGUUCCGCAUUAGCAAUAUUAGUUUGCUCUAUCAGGACAUAAGUUACAGAGUGUCAGCUGAAGCUUUCAGCCAUAAUAUUGCUAAGGCUGAAUGAGAACUUCCUCUUUACUGAUAUCUAGAAGACUGAAAAGACUGCAGAUGUCCAAUGGAUCCAGAUAUGCUUCAAACCAUUUUAAACCAGUUUGACUCCUUACAAUGGACAUGGGCCAGGGAACUCUUGGCAUCAUAACCACCACAGUGGGCUGUAGUUGUUAUUGUGUAUAGAGCGCCGCUUUACUGUUAUAACUAUAAAUUGACAACUCUUUUACAUAGAAUAGUAAAUAAAUAAGAGAAAAACAUUUUAUGCUUUUCUGGUGCAUAUUUCCACAAAUUAAACUCUUUAAAAAUUCUAUAUUUUUUUGUUUCAAAAUUUUUGUGUAUGUAAUUUAUUUAUCAUGGUUUUUUUUCUCUUCGCUUUUAUUUACAUUUAUUUUUUUCUUUUCCAUUUUGUAGGUGGUUAUAAUAAAUUUCAGUUGGAAUAUCCAGAACAUUGUGAGCCCGGCAUUGACAAUGCUAGCCCCAGUGAAACGUUACCAGCACCAGUUCUUGGAUUAGGAGGGCUAAGGAUUAGUUCUGAUUGUUCUGAUGGCGAAUCAGACAGAGAACCAAGCAGUGCUACUGAACCGGAAGAGAGUCCCAUCCUCAUGAACCAUUCAACUUUCCCAGUCCAGAUACUGCCUUAUUUGUACCUUGGCUGCGCAAAAGAUUCCUCCAACUUGGAUACAUUGGCUAAAUAUAAUAUCAAAUACAUCCUCAAUGUGACUCCUAACUUGCCAAACAUGUUUGAACAUAACGGAGAAUUCAAAUACAAACAGAUCCCCAUCUCUGAUCACUGGAGUCAAAAUCUUUCACAAUUUUUUCCCGAGGCAAUUUCAUUUAUUGGUAGGUAUUACAAUUCAACAAAUUAGCAGUUUGUGUAAAUGGCAGCUUUUGUAUGAUAAAGACCAAUUUUUAUCUAGUAGUGGUUGGGGCAGGGUGCAACAGGGGAAUAAGGAAUAGGAAGAUAAAAAUAAAGUUUUCUUUUUUUUUUCUUUUCCAUAUACAUAGAUACUGAAUGGAUAUAAUUCCUGCCCUGCAGGAUGAAACCUAUAUAAAUGUCUCUAGCAAAAUAUGUUGCUCAAUUCCCCAUGUUAUGCAACAGUCUUGUUCAAACAAAACAACUUAAUAUUCCUAGAAAUGCAGGAAAAUACAUCAGUGGGAGAUUGUUUGAGGCUAAAUCAUGAAAUGGCACAAUAAUAUGAGUACUUGUGGUGUAGUGUGACUAGAAUCAUGCGUCCGUGAGCUCCUACAAUCUUUGUUCCUUGUCACUUCCUUUUCUUCCUCGUUGGCUUCUAAACAUGAGGUUUGUGCCACCAGGAGAACACUCCAAGCACCUUAGCCACUUCAGCCCACUGUAAUGGUUAUGGUGUCAGGAUUGUCCUGGUGUCAUCCCAUGGUGAAUAGUCAAACUGUUUUCGUAUGGUUUGACAGACUACCUGGGCAGUCUUUAUGUCCACGCCACAUGUGGCCUUCUUCUUGUGGAGAAAAUGGAUGUCUCCAUAGAAUAAAGCCUUUUUGACUACUUACCUUGGGACUGCUCCAGACCAUACCUGGUAUGACCACUCGAGCUGGAUGUAGUGGUUUUGGUGGUUGGAGUGUUCCUUUAUUACAUAUUCCAGUGUACUCUAUAACAGUAAAAAGCUGAGAAGAGAUAUCUGGGCUGAUAAACUCCCCACUCAAAAAAAAAAUGCAACCAUGAGAAUUGAUUACCAGCUGGAGUCGAGAUGUAGAGUGACCAGUACUAUAGGCCCAUGACCUGCACAUCCUUUCUAUUGUCACUCCAUUUUUUCCUCGGUGGCCUAUCCAUGAACGUUGUGCCCCAGGUGUAUUUUAUUUGCAUGAGUUUCAGAGUUAGAACAUAUCUAGGUAAAGUAUAUAGUAUUAUAUAACUCGGAAGAGAGAUCUGUGCUUUUGGUGGGACAGAUCUUACUAGACUUUGAAAGUUUGACUUAAAGACACCAGGGUAACUCCACACCUAAAAUGUUUGUAAUUAAGAGGGUAAGUCAGCAGCUUGGGUGAAGAUACACAAAAUAUGUUUUCUUUACCUUCCCACCCCCCUUGUUUGAUUAUUUGACCGCAUGAGAAGAUAGACCAGUGGAAUUCUUUGAAAGUUAUUGUUUGUCGCACUGGCAUUCUUUAAAAGUUGAAGGUUGCCUUAGGUUGCCUAAAGUUUCUUUUGUGAAUGCUGGUAAAACAGGUUUUUACUAGUACACAUUUUAGCCAUUCGUACCACUGCUUUAUGAGCCAGGCUUCUCAGACUCAGAUCUCUAGAAGCAUAGGUUAUAAUGGUGCUCAUUUGCACAGUCCUGGCAAAAACCAAAUGCACUCAAUUGCCAUAAAAUUUGUGGACUCAGAAGCAGAACAUCAGCAGUUUGAAAAUUGUGACUGUCCCUCCAUAUUUAGGUCUGUUGGUACGUAUGUACCAUAGAAUAACUCCUUUCUAGCUAGAAAGUAUUUCUUUCCAUAAUCACAUACAAGUCAGAUGUGGAAAUGUUAGUAGCCCAACCAGUGUUAUGUAUAUGAAAAAGAGAAUGGUCUGCUUAUCUGCGAGAUGCUAUUUGUCAUAGUUGAGUGAAGUAAUGGAAAUUUCCAUGCUUUUGUUGAUUCCUGCUUACCUUUGUACAAGGACAAUGUGCAGUGUGACAUACACUAUGUAUAUAUAUAUAUAUAUAUUGUCAAUGAUAAACAAACAUUGUCAGGUGUUUUACUAAAGUGUGAAUUCAAAGUGGAUUUCAAAAUUAAGGUCAAAAUUACUGAAGUAGAAAAAGUCAUGCUUUCACUUUGGCUAUUUGGACCUCAAGUUCGAAAUUCACUUUGAGUUCUUAUUUUUGUAAGUAACCCUGUGAAUCUUAUAUAAGUUGUUAAAGUUCUAGGAAACUAAAGCGGCAGACCAUCCAGUUUUUUUUUUUGUGUGAGACAAAAACAGCUGCUAAUCAUUACUUAAAAGGGAAAUUUCCAGUGGACUCUUUAAAUUAAGUUGCUAUGGUACCAGAGGCCUCCGACACUCUCUUUUCUUAAGAGGUUAAACGAUUCUCGACUGUCUCCAGAGCAAUCUCCAGGUCCCCCAGGUAGAAUCAGCUUUGUAUUCCUGGCACUAUAGUAUUCCUUUAAUAAAUACUACACACAUAAUUCCCAUGUGAAAUGUUUUUAUAAUUCUAUUUCCUUCAGUUUGCUUGCAACUACUGUAUUAUACACAGCCUUUUGGCACACACAAGGUUAAGCUUUUUUGGCGCAAGAAAAACUGAAAUAUUCCAAGAGGGUGUGUUUUUUUUUUUUUGAAUGGCGUGGCAUAUUUUUUUCAUGAAGUAGAGAAGUGUCAAUAGUAAUUGUUAAAUACAGAAAGCAUCUAAGAGUAAGGGCCCUGAGGCGAGUUUUGCAAUCUAUAUGAGUCAUCAGAAUAAAGCAACAGUAAAGGCAAGAGUUUGGUUUCCUUGACUUUUAACUUAUUAAUUGCCAUGGUGAAUAUAUCUGUAUAGAUGUAAAAUAGCCUGUAUAUAGUUUGCCAAGUGGUUUAAUGCUGUGUCUUUAAAUACUAUAAGAUAAAAUGUAAAGGUCAUUUUUAUUGAGACUGACAUAACUUUUUUAUUCAGUUUUUAGUUUUUUUCUCUUACAACCCACAGGGGAUAGGAAAGGGGAGAAAGAUACACACAAAAGGAGCUGGAGGGAAAGAGGCACACAGAGCGGCUGGGGAGAGGAGACAUACAGAGGGGAUGGGGGAUGUGACACAUACAGGAGAAGGGGAGAAAAUAAACACACAGGGGCUGGUGAAGGAGAAAUAGACACACAGAGGGGCUGGAGGGGAAGUGGCACACAGGACUGGGAGAGAACGAGACGCACAAAGAUGCUGGGGAGAAGAGAGAGACACACAUAGGGGCUCAGGGAAAGUAACAGACAUACAAGAUUGGGGUUUGUAAGAGACACAAAAGGGGAUGUUAGACAUUUACGUUGAAAAAUGGGGGAUGCGAUACACUAAUGGGGGUGUAAGACACGAAAGAGGGGAUAAAAAACAUAAUAGGGGGUAAGAAAUUCAAGAGGGGUGUUACAAAUGCAAAUAAUAAUGAUGGGUUUCUCAAACUUCCCUAGUCCAUUAGCCCAAUAAUAACGAGACCAGGAGAUGCCAGUCAUUUGACCCUAAUACCCAUAGAACUAUAGUAUACCCUAUAUAACCGUAAUACCAAUAUAAUCUGUCUGAUCCUAACACCAAAACGGCCCUUUGUGUCUCUAUUUUCCCUUUUUCGCAGCCCCUGUGUCUCUUUCUCCCCCCAACCCCUCUGUGUGUCUUUCUUCCCCACAGCCCUUUUUGUAUGUCUCUUUCCCCAGCCGCUUUUGUGUGUCUAUUUCUCACUUUUCAUGUAUGUGUGUCUUCCCCCCAAGCCCCUCUGUGUGCCUCUUUCUUCUUCUCCAGGCCCUGUGUGUGUAUCUUUCUCCCCUUCCUCAGCCCCAGUGUGUGUGUACGUGUGUGUCUUCCCCCACAGCCCCUGUUUCUGUCUCUUUCCCCACCAGCUGCUGUGCAUGUCUCUUUCUCCCCUUUCCCCUAUGUAUGUCUCUCCCCCAGCCUCUGUAUUUCUUUCUCCCCUUCUUUGGCUUUUGUGUGUGUCUCUUGCCUACAACAUUCCCUAUAACAAAACUAGCUAAUGGCCAGUCAUUUUGUCCUAAAUAGUUAAGACAUAUACCUGCUACAUUAACUCAUGCCAUGCUGGAUUAAUCCCAUGCUGCGCUGCGCCUACUGUAUUUACCUCCAACUUGCAGAAUUAUAUCUGGACCCACUGCCUUAAAACAAUGAACCCACAGCGAUGCCUCCUUGACAUGUUUUGCUGUUUGGUGCCGGAAUUUGCCACUGUGAAUAUGUUUCCAGUCACUAGGAAUAAACAGUCACUGGAAAUAGAGUUACAAUCAGAAAGGAUUUUGUCUGUGAGUAGAAGCAGGAAAAGCACAUAUGGUUUCUGGCUUCCAAGAAUAAUUCAUUACGUUUCCUACCUAGGUUUUUAUUGACAUGUCUGAAUUUAUUAUGAUAAAUAAAGAUGGUUCUCAUAACUUUAUAAAAAAUAACACUUCUUUUUUUCGUAAAGUUGUUCCUUUAAUGUGACCUUCGGAAAAAAACAAAAAACAUCUAUUACGAAGUAAAUAUAGACUGAGCAGUAAUGUUUUGUAAGGGAUUAACAUAUUGCAAAGUGUGUUCACAGAUGGCAAAGUUUCCCAUGGAACAGCAAAAUAACUAGUUUAUCUGUCACUUUAAACUUUACUGCCGUGUGGAAUUUCUAAAGCUAUUACAAAUGCAGGGUGUAGUUAUGUCGCAAUACAUGCUUUUUAUGUGUACAUAGAAAAUACUACUUGACACGUGAAAGGCAGUGAAAUUGUUUGAAUAGAUUAUUGUGAUCAAAUCAGACAUUUUGUGCUUUUGUCCUUCCUCUUAAGAUGACAACAGAGUUUUCUCAAUCAAUAUUAUGUAAGCUUUUUAACGGAAGUUAUCUUGCAUGCGAUGUGUGCAGUAGUUGUAGUUUGAAUUGUUGAUUGGUCACCAUUUUGUCCCUUGAGUUUACUUCAGAUAACAUCUAGUGAUUAUUUUAAUUGCAAACAGACUGAAGCUGAUUGUAAGGGAAUCAGAAUUAAAGAGCCUUCUACAUUUUAAAAAGAACCUUUGCAUCUUUAAUGGUGCACCUCGAGCUGUCUGCUUGCGGUGUUAUGAACCAGACUUGUUGCCGACUUUUAUGUCCGUAAAUUAACUCCAGAAUUUCUGGACUGAAAACCCAAUCCCAAUAAUGACAUGAAACCAAUAUUUCAAUUAUAUGGUAAUGUGUUUGGCCACGGCUUUAUUAACAUUUUUAAUAUCACAUAACCAGCAAAAUAUAACCAAAAUCUACUUCAAGCUUAAAGUACUUGCCAUCUAAAGAACAGAGACCUAAGACACUGUUAUUACCAUAAAAAUCCCAGAAUUUGGUUUCUGUGACACCAUAGGCUAAUACCGUACCGGAAACCAUUUCUCUCUGUCUUGAGGAUCUAAUAGUGUUCUAUUUUAAAAAGACAAAGUUAUUUUGGCUAUGAUAAUGCAGACUCUACAAAACACAACAAUUUAAUAUUUAGAUUUGUCACCAGAGUCGUACCCCAACACGCAGGAAAGAUGAAACCACAAAAGGUGGAUCCGAAAGACAUAUUCCCGACCCUUAGAAUGGCCGGACUUAACGUAAAUAUACAACAACAAACAGGGUCAAGAAUAAAUCAAGGACAGGAAUAACAGGAAUACUCAGAGUCAAGACAAAGCCGUGUCAAUAUACCAGAAAUCACGAGACAAAUACGAAGCAGAGGUCAGGAUACCAGAAAUCACGUGUCCAAUAUGAAGCCAAGGUCAAGCACAGGAAAUCACAAGGGAAUCUCUAGGUGCACUAAACAUGCAUCUUACAGAAUCCACGAUAGGGCAGUGAAUGGGGGCUAAAAUAAACCUUAAAUAGGCUUACCUAUGUUCUGAGAGGUCCACGUCCUCACUUCGAUUCAAAACAGAUUAGGAGGGCAAUGAUGAUGUGGUCACUUAAAGAGUUGGUGUGACAUCACAUCCACAUCUAUAUAUAGACGUCCUGCCGCGUGGCCGCGUAGUUCGGUCAGACCGUGCGGCAGGAGGAGGUCUACAAGGAUCGAGGGAGGUGAGUCUCCCUCAGUGUGCUGCGCGGAAGGAGUGGGUCUGCGGAGGUAAGUAAUGUCACAAUAUUAUAGCCCCUCAAUCCCUAAACAGACUUAUAUAUACCUCGGAAUUAGUAUAUGAUGGUCCAUUUCCGUAGUAGGGUCAUGUGGAUGCUCAUUGUCAAAAGAUGGGUGACCAGAACCCAUUAUGGGUCUAAAAAUGGCCAUGGAAAGAUGGUUUAAUAACCACCUGUCUCAAUUUAUGGAUUUGCAUAUUAUUUAUCUACAUUAUUAUUUGGGGACCUACUCAUAGCAAUCCAUGGUGCUGAACCCACUUCCCCUAAGAAAAUUUUUAUUAAAAGCAAUGUUACAUUUUUGCUUCAUUAAAAAAAAAAGGUUUAGUGGUUCUUUAUUUUUACCCAUUUGCUACCUAUUUUACCUGAUAGUUUUUUUGUUUUUGUUGUUACAUUAUGCCAACGUAAGUGUCCCUUUAACAGUUGCCAUACUAUACAUCCUCCAUCUAAUACUUAUCUGUGGCUUUUACAUACCUGGGAGGUAUAAAAUUUGAGUUAGAAUAAGGAAAUGUCAAUGAUGAUAUGCAUGUUGCUGGUAGCAUGUAACAAAAAAGAAGACUGCCAGCCUUGUGCAAAUACAGACAUACAUACAGACAUACCAACUUGACUUGGGCAUUCGUUUUCAGAUGAACAUGUUAGUGGAUUUAAAAUGUAUGGCAAAAUAAACAAACUGGAACAAGAUCUCCAGGUCAGCUAUGUUGCCAGUUCAGCUAAGUUGGUUAAAAGUGUGAAAUUCACUUUGAAUUCCUGACAACUCUCACUUUAGUGAAUACGUCUGUUACUGUGGUCGCUAAUUGGUGUUUCGCAUAUUUUAUGCUAAGUUUUUACUUAGUUGUUGUCAAACAGUUGGAGAUCCUUAAACAAGGCGAUUCCCAGCAGGAUCAAGCUAAUUACUAUUAUUAUAGUGUCAUCGGCACAAUAAAUUAGCAAUAUACCCUUGGGAUGUUCGGUGUGGAAAUGAAUUGCAUGGUAAAGUUGAUACUCUAAAUUAAGCUUUCUGUGUUAACACUUUUGUUUUGUUUUUCUCUUACAGACGAGGCUCGUUCAAAUAAAUGUGGGAUUUUGGUUCAUUGUUUAGCAGGCAUCAGUAGAUCUGUAACGGUCACUGUUGCUUAUCUUAUGCAGAAGCUCAACCUGUCCCUCAAUGAUGCCUAUGAUUUUGUGAAAAGGAAAAAGUCAAAUAUUUCUCCUAAUUUUAACUUCAUGGGACAACUGUUAGAUUUUGAAAGAAGUCUUGGAUUAAAAAGUCCUUGUGAGAUCCGAUCUCCAGCCAACCAGCUGUACUUUACCACGCCAACCAGUCAUAACCUAUUUCAACUCGAUAGCUUGGAAUUAACAUGA